Xyrichtys novacula (pearly razorfish) is the source of this 62851-nucleotide messenger RNA. Lineage: Eukaryota; Metazoa; Chordata; Actinopteri; Labriformes; Labridae. The record is from the annotation of a GenBank genome assembly.
CUUCCCUCCUCGUCUGUACUGACUGAAAUUAUGUUGCCCAGUAUUUUGUGUGUGAUAUUUUUCAGCACUUUGCACGUGGUAUCAUCUUCGGAGCUGCAGCUUGGCAUGUGAGUAACGUGUUUUUGGUUUUAAUUCGUUUUCUGUGUUUUAAUAGACUCUUAUUAGAUUUUUGUGGUUCGUGAAAGGCUAAUGAAUGAGAAAGUUUUCACUCCAACGAUAAAAACAACAUACCUCGUAGUCAGACCACUAGCCAGUUUUCAGACAGGUAUGAGCACAACCUAAGUUUUGCAAAGAAAUAAUGUACUUUUUUUUCUGCACUCAUAACUCACUUUCGUUAAACAUCCACUAGGUGUCGCUCUUUCGGGUCCCUUGUGAAGAGUGAUGGGGGUUUUAUGGCACUGUCAUAACUUGCUUCUGCAUAAUAGCUUUCGGUGGAAUGUGAUUUGUUUUGUGGCUUGAGUACUUUGCCAGAGGUUUCUCAAUCCAAAUAGACUGUGCUGGACACGAGUGAAGGAAUCGUUUUCAGAACCAGAGAAGCAGAAUACUUCCUCUAAUUAACUUCUGCUGUACUGAAACCAGAUGUUUUAUGUUGCAGGACACCACAAAUUUAGGAUACAUUUAACAACACAGAUUGCUGUACAAUAACCCCCCCCCCCCCCCAAAAAAAAAAAAAUAAAUAAAUAAAUAAAUAAAUAAAUAAAAAUAAAAAAAUAAAAUAAAAUAAAUAAAAAGAAAAAAAAAACAAGAAAAAAAACUUUUAAAUGGAAAUGUACACAUUGGCGCAUGCAUGUACAAGACUGUGCAAACAUUUAUGGGAAAACAACAUGCCCCUGAAAAGUUAUUGCUUCCUUAUUUCCUGCAAUAGGGGGUCCAAUCCAUGUUUUGUUUUUUUGCAACAACCAGGGAGAAAUGUGAUUGUUUGACAGGGUGUUGGAUGAGCAUGAACAUGUAUAGAACAUGUGUAAGUUCAUGUCUGUCAGAACACAGACCUUGCAUAUUCUCUGCGGGAGGUUGAGACCACCAAAAGAAGUGUUAUUGCCAGCUGGAGACCCACUUUACCGAAGGAAAAAAAAAAGAAAUACAAGACUGACAGGCUGGUCAUUGUAGUAGUAUGGUGUUCUCAAAAGCUGUUUCUGAAUUGAUUGCUGAAGCCCAAAGCAAAAUGAUUCCUUCUGUGUGCCUAUGUUCAUUUGUGGGUUUAUAUUGCACAGGCCAAAUGUUUGUGCUGACCAGGAGAUGUCCAUGUUGGGGAGCCGUCAGCCUUGUGUCCAGGCUUUUACCCGCAUGGUCAAAGUGUGGAAGCAGGGCUGCACCAGCCACAGUUGGUGUAUGAGCUAUGAGAGAAGGUAGGAGCAAAAAGAGUUUGACAAUGCACACUUUAUCACUGACCCCUUCCAUAAGACGUGAAAGUAGAAGCAACUCAGUAUCAACAAAUAACUUCAUCACUAUAACAGAAUUUCUCCUUCCCAGGACAGCAUAUUAUACAGUGUACAGACAGGUAUAUAACAUGGAUUUGCACACAGUCUAUAAGUGCUGCCCAGGCUGGACUCAGAAGGGUGAAGAGGCUGGGUGUCUACAUAGUAAGUUAUGGCAUUUUACUCAUUAAUAAAUGAUAGUUCUUGUGUUGAUUAAUCAUGACACAGUUUUACCUGUGUGACGUUUAUAGUGCAGUAUAAUAACUAUGAUAGUUAAUGUUAAUUAUAUAAGACAUGAAUACAGCAGGCAUGUAUGAGAUGGAUGUAUCUGUUAUUUAUCCUGCACAAAUACACUGAUUGUGUUAUGGUGUGUCUAUUUGGGUUUCUGUAGGAGUGUGUGGCGCCAACACAUGUUUCAAUGGAGGUCGAUGCGCAGAGACUGGAGAGCAGAUUUGUCAGUGUCCGCCGGGAUUCAAGGGGACGCGAUGUCAAUAUGGUGAGUUUUGAAGAAGUUGUUCAUUCUUAUAGAUCUGUGUACCUCACUUUGCUUUGCAUAUGAUUGUACAGCUGCAAGCUCAAUGCAGCUUUGUAAGUUGGUGAGGAUACAUCCUCAGAGGCCAGCAGGUUGUUAAGAUUUAAUAGGCUGAGUUUCAGCCUUAUGCUUUCACUUUGCUGAAACUUGCUGUGCCUGUAGUGGGGCUGUGAUUGGAUGGGUCUUUUUCUAUGGGGGGUUUCUGACUAGUUAAUGGUAAAGGCACUCAUUGAGAGGACUGGUUCGCUUUGAAGGCUGCAGCCUGAAGGGCUGUGAGCAACCCAGCUGAGCCAGCACUCUAUAAAAUAGUUUAUGCACAUGAGUGUAUAGGCAGUGGCUCUUUCAUAUGGAAGAGAAAACAAAGGCAUGAACAAGGUUGUCAUUUGUUUAAUACAUCAGAAGGCAAUUCAUUCAUUGUGACAACAAUUAAAAAGAAUAAAUCAAUUUUUUCAAAAUUGGGAGAAAAUCAGAUGCUUCAUAUGGUAAUUGAAGCAAGCAACAAGCUAACCCAGCUCAACAUAAAGACUAGAAACAGUAGCAGUCAGCCUUGCUCUGCUGUUAGGCUAUGUGACAAAAUCCAUUUUUUGAAUCUCCUAAAUCUCACUCCUGUUGGCACAACGCCUUACAGUGUUUCUAGGUGUUUAAAAAAAGUCAGUGUCAAAAUGAAAACAGUCACUGCCAUAAAGCAGUAACUUCUCUGGAGGCACUCUAACCAGGCAACUGCUCGGCCAAAUAAUAAAGAUGAACUUGAAUAUAAGUAAAAGAGCUUAAGAGGUGCUGAGGUAUAAAGUUAUGAUUAAGGCUGUGUCCCUUCUUCUGGUCUUUAAGGUAAGCUAACUGGCUGCUAGCUGUAGCUAUGUAAUUGCAGUAUAGUGUAAGCUAACGGGUUGUUCAGUCCGUUGAACAAGUUGGUAUCAGUGACUACACUGUGAGGUAGUAAAUCCAGGUUAUCUUUUCCUAAGUUUGUCAUCAGGUCUUUAACUUUCUGAACUGUAUUUGUUUUACAACUCUGAAACUUAGCAGUCUGGACCUUAGCUAUGUAUGAAACCAGAGGUCUGUCCUCAUGAAAAGAUUAACCUUUACAGUACAGCUGGUGUAAAAGCUUCAUGCUCCGUUUGUCCCUGAGCUUUGUCAUGUUUCAGCCAGCGUCUGUUCUUUCUACUAUCAAACCCCUGCAGUCUAUGUCAACGUGCAAACAGGAGGAAGCUGUUAGUAUUUUGGAAAAGUCCUGCUGAGAAAGAGAGGAGAACAGAGGACACUUAGGUACCACCCCCCACAUGCUUGCAAACACGCAAACACACACACACACACACACACACACACACACACACACACACACACACACACACACACACACACACACACACACACACACACACACUGCAGAGGCUUUCCCGUUUGAUUUCUUGGCUUUCCCAGGAGGGAGGGUCUGCCAGCCAGGGGUUUUAAACAGUUCCCUCUCUUGCUUAGACAUUUCACAGGAAUGUGUCGUUGUUUGUUAGCGGUACUUCUCUCAAGUGUUUGUUUUGACAUGGCCUCUUUGGUUUUCACACAUCUGAGUGACAGAUUGGGAACAGAUAGAGAUAUGAAAUCUAAUCCGCUAUUCUUCCCGGUUUCUCUUUCUCUCAUGCACAUCCUGUCCACUGAUCCUCCUCAGUGCAGAGCUACUCAUGAGAUCUCUUCUUGUUCCUCUCUUCUUGCAAAGUGUUUUUCCUCCUUACAUCUCUUGAGGCAGAUAUUUCCUCACUCAUCUGCCAGGAUCAUCAUAAAAGGAGGAAGUCUGCCAGGUUCCGAGUUCAGCCAGGUGCCUUCACUGAACCUGUGCUCUUUGUCGAUGCAUUUGCACCACGGCUUUGUGUUGUAUAGAUUUGAGGCAUGAAGGUAUGUUAUUUUUGAUUUUGGCAAUGCAUGACACAACAAUUACGUUUUACAGUGUAAGGCUUUAGCUCAUUUACGUGUCAUUGACUGGGGAGUAAACCUCUUUGUGGACAGCUGAGGCUACUUUCUUGACUGCUUGAACAUUUGCAGAAAUACAGAGCCUUCAGGAAAAGCAGAAAACGUAUCCAGUAGAUGAUGAAAGAAAAGAUGUGAAAAUAAUCCCUGGUGGUGUUUUCUUUGACACAUAAUAUUGAGCAGUUAUUGGAAAGUACCUUAGCAGUUAGGCAGAGCAGUAUUAUAAUUUACACUGCAUAACUUGAUAUGGAUGAAACUAUCAGCCCCAAAUUUAAUAAAACAUAACACAUUUUAAACCGUGUGCCUUACGGAGGAAGACACACAAAAAUGUAUAAAUGAAAGAUGGCUGAACUAUUCAAAAGCAGACAAAGAUUCAUUUGUCAUAAAAAUCUACACCAGAAGAGAAAGAAGGAAAAAGCAAAAUAACUAUAAUAACAGUGGGUAUAAGCUUUGUAAAAAUACUGCUAAAACAAAUUAAGUUGGAAUAAAGACUGACACCCCCCAUAAUUUAUAGAUGGACAGAAUAACCAGUCAUGUUUUGAUAACAAUGGGCUCAUAAAGGGAGCUAAAUAAUACGCCUUUUUCAGAUUAGCUCAUAUUUCUCUUUAAGCAGUUUUACCCCCAAGCGUCAUUGUUGUGGUUGUCUGGAUCACACAUUCAGGCAAAAUGAGGGUGUUUUUUUUCUCCCCCCUCUAUUGGUAUUUCUUAGAUCAUGAAAAACAGGCUCAGAGGUACAUUACUGCCAUCAGCUGGACUGCAGUGGAACAAAGGAGGGUCACAAUUCAACAUUUGGGCUCAAACUACAAAAGAACUUCUCCCGAUUGCGUCUCCUCUUUCCUCCCCUAAAAACCACUGAAAUAAAUCCCAUGGUCUGAAAAGCUAGUAUCAGUGAGUACAGGAACCUUGCUGUUUGUACUCUAUGCACAGACAUGCACAUCUUAUUCCAGGAUUACAUUACAUCACCAAGGGAGACAACUGUAGCUCAUCUCAGAACCUGAAUCAUACCCGACUGGGCUGUAUAUUAUGCACUUUGACCAUCCAGAACUCCACAAGGGAAAACUGUUCAUGAUUAGAUUUGUGUUGUGAGCUUUUGCAUUCCACAAUGACAGACUUAUUACUGUCCUAGAUGGGAUUCAUGUAUGAUGGAGAAUAAGCAGAUCCGGUAGAGAGAGGAAGGAAUGUUGACCCCUGUGGAUUUAUCCUGGAGUAUUACAUUUAAGAAAACUGGGUCUGAAGUUUGGUCAUGAAGAUGUUUCACAAGCUUCCUCAGAUUUAUUGUCUGGUGUUUCCUUCAUAUUCAUCUCCUCUCCCAUGUGUUUUUGAUACUACUGUAUGCAAUGCCUAUUGUAUUGAAGUGUGGAAAUGUGUCUGCCUGUUUUUUGUGCCUUGGCUGAUUUAUUUUGGUGUUGGGUGUUGGUCAACCCGCAGAUUAACCAGUUUUUCAAUUUGAAUACCGUGCUUUUGUUGAAGCCAGAGGCAGAUAUUGUGAGCAGCAGUUUCAUGACAAUCAUAAGUCUUUUUCACUUUUCAAAAGAUCUGCACAGCUGUGUUCAUUUUAGCUCUAAAGAAUGCUGUUUUAGCAGUUUUUAAAGGAGGCUACUUGCAUUUUUAACAUUGUAUCAUCACAGCACAGUCUCUGCAAACAAAUCCAAAAUGCAAGUGAAUCUUAGUCCCAUAUUUUCACUUGAGCAGCAGCACAGUAGGAUGGUAGUUCGUGCUGUAGCAUUACAGCAAGAAAGCUUUGAAGAUUUGAGUCCCCGGCAGAUAAAGGUCCUUCUGUCUGGAGUUUGCUUGAUGUCCCCCCUGUGCUGACAAGAGGCUCUCUCUGGGUACUGAAACCUCCUCCUGCAGUCCAAAGACAUACCUCUUCAGUUAUUUGGUGACUCUAGAUUGUCUAUGAAUGAUCGUUUUUAUGUGUCAACUAUGUGAUUGACAGAAUACCCAUCCAAGGGUAACCCUAAUCCUCACUCCCAGACCCUUGACAGGACAAGCAAACAAAAAAAAGGGAAAAAAUGAGUUGAUGAAACUUCAUAUUAAUGCUAAAUGCCCUGCAAAUGUAUUGGAUUUUACUGGAAUAAACAAGUGUGUGUCACAAGUACCUCAUGUCAGCUUAAAAUGUUACAUCCUUGUUUAUUUACAGCUUCAGAUAAGUGUCUCACAGUGACCAAAGUAACACUAAUUAUAAGGGUAAAAUUAGCGGUAAAUGAUAGCAUUUUCACCGGUUGAAGAAAUCAUUCGAUCAAGAAUGUGAUUAGUUGUUGCAGGAACCACAAACCAGCCUGGAUUUUCAGCACUUUUUCCACACUUGAGUAGAGAAAGACCGUACAUAAGAGCAGUGUUAAAAAAUAGUCUGCCUCUUUUAAAAGUUCAGGUCAGAAUCCAUGCUCUCUCCCCUCCCACCCCUUUUCAGCACUCGUCAUGAAUUGGCUUCUUGAACGUCACUCUCUCUUUGGUAUCGCUGCCAAGUUGUGGUGGUAGAUCCCCCACUGCAUGUCGUGGGGGCAGACCGGCCACCUGCUUCCAAUCUCUGAUAUGAGACAGAAGGCACCGUCUAUAGAAACGUGUGUCAGCUGCUGACACCAAGGCCGUGGUGUUGACAGUGCGAGGUAAUAAACAGCCUGGAUACAGACCAAGCAUGUGCUGAGACACUGGAAUCUGCUCAGUAAUGGUUGUAUUUACCCCUGCUUGGGAAUGCCACUCUGUCUCACUCUAUUAAGGCUUGGUUAAGGCUCUGCUUUGGUUAAAUUGGUGCACGGUCUGCAUGGAAUUAAAAGAGCACAGGCACAUAACAGUGUGAAGACAGAAACCAUCUGGUCCUCACUAAAGUAGCCUGGCUGCUUACACGCUCUGUAAAGGACUUAUUAUGGAUGGAGCCUAAAACCAGGACCCUGGUGCUUUGGUGUUUGGUGGCUCGAGAAAUGUAAUAAGAUAGCUAACAGCCUCAAAUAAUUUCUAUAGUGUAAGAAAGGUAAAGGGGAUGUUGAGCCAUGUACAAACAGCCUUAUAAAAUCCCUCGCUGGAACAAUGGCUGACUCUGUAACAAUAGUUUAUGUCCUUUUAUAGAAGUGCCCUAAUAUUACACACCAUAAAAGCAUAACAGAGAAAUCUACAAAACAGAAACCUGCACAUUUUACACAAAUCACCCAUAGUGCCACAAUCAUUUAAAUCAUUUUUCUUAUUUAAAAUUGGGCUGUAUGCUGGAAAGUAUUUGGGCUCUUCUUAAUAUCUGAUUAUCAACCAGAAGUGUAGUCAGAAAACCUUAACCAGGAUUCAGUUUUUGAUUGUCAGGGUGGGACUAUAGUUAAAAUGAACAAUUUCGUGUUAAAAUAGACUUUAAAAAGAUUUCAUUUUACAUGUACAUUUUCUUUUGUUUGUACUUUUAAUAGAAAAAAAUAUAUAUUUCAUAAGACAGACAAUCGUGUGGAAAAUCAGUUCAUCAUAUUUUGCAUGCAUACUCCUGCACUUGUUGGCACUGUUCCCAUACUAUCUCCAAGUGAGCGUGUCUUUGUUUGAGAUUCCUAUUGUGACUUCAAGCAUCUUCUUUUUCAAUCUGUAAAAAAUCAAGAUUAGAAGAUCUGAAUGUUGCUUCUCUGUUGUGUCACUUCUAGAGCUAAACCAUAUCCAUAGUAUAAUCUGUAUGACACUUUGAUUUAUGUUGUUAUGAUAUGUGGGGACAAAAGUCAUCAACUGAUUUUAUCCAUGUGGUUUCACGUAGAUUGUGGGACCCCUGUGUCACCUGAUUUGAACCAAACAACAAAACAAUUUAUGGAGAGAGAUGAUCAUACAGUGUAUUUAGUUUUGACACUCAGUUUUUCAGUGGUCUUACAUCAUUCAAAUAUUAGCAGCAAUUUUUGACCAUUGGAAAAAAAAAUCUUCUUCAGCAAUGAAAGUGUUCUGGGCAGUUUUAGGAAGUAUUCCCUCUGGGGGGGUCGCUGCAGAAAACUUCACAGUUGUUGUAGUUGCAGUAUAAUCCAAAUUUCACACACGGGAGUCAUCUGUCUUCGUAUGGACUUGAGUGUUUAAUCCCUUGGACCUUGAGCUGCCUCCCAUAGGUCCAGAUCUCACCACAAUCACUGAGCUCAUGUCUGGGCAGGACUGGUUUCGUUCUCUUUUAAAGACAACAUGUGUCCAUGUGAGUAAACCUCAGAAUAUCAGCUUGUGUUGCUUUACAUGAAGUUGGUUUUCACCUGCUGAAGUAAGGAACAUCUUCAGGUUACAGUGAGGACUCAUCUUUGAUUCCUAUCUUGUCCAUCCUGACAACAGGCCGUGGUUUGAAAUACAGGCAGGAUUUUACACUGCACUGAUGUUUAUAGUAGCAUCAUAGUAUGGACUCAGGGUGGACCACAUGGAGAGAGGGUGACUCCUCACUUGUUAGCCUUGUGAGUGUCAAGAGGAAGAAGAAAGUGAGGUAAACAGGUGCCAAAUCAGGCUCUUUACUUAGACUCCCCAAGGCAUUAGGUCUUUGUUCCUGUUUGUGUAAGGACCAUGCACCUUAAAAGUCUCAAAGACACUAAAACCUUUCUCCUCAUGCUCCAAUUUUCACAGCUCUUUUGCACUAUUCAACCCUCCCUUGCUGAUGUUUGAAACAGUUACAUACUUCACAAAAACUAAUUGUUCUUUGUAAAAUGACCAGUAAAAAAAAAAGUAAAGUAAAAGUAAUUUAUGUUAAGUGCUUUUGGGUGUGGAUCAGAAAUAUUUGCAACAAAACUUUGGAAGAUGAUCUGUUAAUAUUCUGGUAAUUGUAAAUUGUGAAUCAGCUAUAAAAUUUACAAUUUUCUUCCAAUGCUGUCACAUAUUUUAGGAGCCAUUAUCAGACAAACCUGCUUAGGAGUAACAGAGGGAACAUUAUGGCUGCCCUUAACCUUGGAGCUGAGAGAAUUUAUCUUUUAAAGGAAAGUAAAAUAUUUCUAUUUCAGAUUUAUGGAAGUAAUAAAGCUCAAAAAUGCUGUAAAGACAGAACUUUGAGAUUUGGUUACAACAAGAAACUUGAAGUUUGGCCUGUGUUUUGAAAACCCAAAUAACUUCUGAGAAGCAGGGAGUGAAGACCAUGUUGCAGUAACUUCUGUGGUUGUUCUCAUAACUUUAGAACAAUGAUGUCUAAAACAGACCUGGAAAGAUCCCUAAGAUCAAGCAUCUAUUAUUCCAUAUGGAAAGUAAACCCUUCUGGAGAUCAGGUCUGUAUCAUUCUCACCAAAUUAUCUCAAACCGGAUUUGUAAAACAUUGUCUAUCAAACUAUCUUUUUUCACUGAUUUGUGUGUUUUUGUCCCUGGGCUGGUUUUCUGCAGAAGAGAACCUUAAGAUUGUAAUGCAUAGGGCUUUUGCAUGUUUGGUCCCACGUCCAAGAUAUCUCCAACCAUUAUUUGUUGUAGCUGCAGUUGUGUUUAAGUUUUUAAGGUGUGGACAUCUGAAAUCAUUCUUUUGUUUUUGUACAAAGGUGAAAAUAGGCUUCAUGAUCCCCUCUGACAGGCUGAGAUUUGCUCUGGCUUGCAGCUUUCUUGCUCCGAUUUUUGGAGGUUAUUGAAAAGGUUGACUAAUGACUGUUUCAUUAUGAUGGCUGUUCAAGGCAGCUCGCUGGCUGUCACAUGAGGGUAACAGCUGAAUAAUUGCUACUUUUCAAAUUCCUUUUUGGAUGCCCAGAACUAAACUAGAAAUAAAACAUCUAAUAAAGAUAUUUCUGAAAGCAGCAAUUUAAGAAAAUGAACAGCUGUGGAAAACUGAUUUAAAAUCCACUGCAGCUUCUGGUAGAUUGCAUCAGAGUUUCCAGUAAUAGAGACAAGCUUUUCCCAGUCCUAGAGUCCCCUUUGAGGGUUUAAUUCAGAAAUUAGAGUAAGAGAAAUCCAUUUCCACUUUUCCCUAUUUUUGCUAUGUAAAGAAGAAUUUCUGCCACACUGAAAGGUAAACAGAGGUCCAAGCGCAGACUUCCCCUCUGGGAAGACUUAAAAGACCAGGUGGUGUAUUGUUUUCAUCAAAGCUGCUAUGACAGAGUUUCAUAUCUCAUUUUCACAUGCAAUGUCGGCCGCAGCUGUUCUACUUAAGAUGCAUUUUAUUAUCUCUGCCAGGAAGGAGAUUGGAUGUGAAUUCACGACAUGGUGGAACUGAGGAGGUCUAUGGUGGAAAAGUACAGGAUGUAGUAUCAUGGACACUACGUAUCCCGUCUAAUGCCUAAAAGUAUUAUUUUUCUAUGUCUUGUGAUACUCUUCCGUGUAUCUGUCUAGAAAAAUACAGAUGCAAACGCGGCUUUAUUCUCUUGUCACUUAAUAAUAUUGCCCUCUCUUAACCGCGUGAACCAUCCUACUUACUGUUUUCAUUCCUCAAGUCUGCCAUUAACUCUGUGGACAGAGGAAUAGUCACAGGCUUGGAGGUAGCUGGUCUAACAACAGGACAGACUGGACAACAUGAAUCCUCCUUAGUUAGCAUAGCUAUCAGAGGAAGAAGCUUAUUAGGCCUUAACGGAUACCAUAUGGAAGUUUUCACACUCCAAACAAGCCCACUCUCAUCUCGACAGAUGCAUUUCAACACAGUUAUUUACCAGUUGAUUAGCUGAUAGGGAUCGUCUUAGUGUCUCAGUGGGUAUACUCCUAUGAAUUUAUGUAAACUAAGGCAACUGUCAUCUUUAUGAGGUUGAAUUGAAUUUGAAUUGAAAGUGCAAAAAGAAAUCUCCAGAGCUGUCUGAUACAAGUUUGUACAACAAAACUAUCUUGUUCAUUUUUACUCAAAGAGUGAAAACACUAACAUAUCUUCAACAUGAUUUCACUCAGUGUAAGCAACAAGAUGACUUGAGUCUUUUAAAGCAAGUCAACAAUCUGUUGUGCGAGUAUGAAAUAAGGCUACUGACAAUGACCCUUGACUUUCACCAAAAAACAAAAUGAACUUUUUUAACCCUCAUCAGUCAGAACACCACAUACAUAUCCAACUCUUCCAUCCAGGCAGCAGCUGUUUGGAUGGAAGACAAGAGAAAGAAGUUUCUAGUUUGAGAUCUGCUUUUGUCCUACGGGGAAUUUUGUUAAUAAUAAAAUUUAUGAACAUGGCAAACAGGACUGAAAUGUGUAACUAAGACCAUAUGAUACGUGGUGUUUCUGAGAAACAAAAGAAUCUAGUAAUUGACUAAGAUGUUGUUCCAUGAUAAACUAUUGACAUUGUUAUAAUCCAGGGCAGAAACAAAAUCCAUUUUCUAUGGCACUUCUUCUGCAGAACAAUCUUUCAUAGCACAAACUAGGGUUCAUCUUUGUCAUCACAAUCAGCCCAGAGGUUUUCUCUUUUCGCUUCUGCUGGAAGAUGCCAAAUAUUCUUGAAGCCGUUUGAGAAAAAGCUAUAAAUCUACAGCCAGGUUUCAUCUAGUCUGUGGAAAAUAUUUACAGUCUUAUCUAUGGGUGAACUGAACAGGAUAGCCCUUCCAGAUGUAGACGGUAAAGGUUGGCAGAGACUGUUAUGAAGAUAUAGGCCAACAAUAUUCAACGCUCAAAACAGAUGAUUUAGUGUACUGAAUUCUUAUCAUCACUCAAGUUGUAGUGUCAACUCGUUUGUAGAUUUUAAGUUAUUUAAAAAAAUGUAUGGCUAACAUAGCUGAGCAAUGAGGUUGGGGAUAAAUUUUCUCUUUUAUAUGUAGAGCGUCAAUCAACUGGAACUGGCUCAAGUGUUCUGAGUUCACAUGCUUUUGCCCAGAAGUUGAAUAAUUUGAAUUUGUUGCUAGAAAGAUGAAGAGUAAACAAAAUCCUUAACAGAUGAAGCAAGGAUGUAAAAAGAGAUGAAACUGUCGUAUCGUAUGAGAAAAGGUUUAAAGCUGUAAAAGUGACAGUGUUUCAAUCAUUCAUUGCUUUAGGUUUUAGUAUAUAGUUUUAGUAUGUUAACUGGGAAAGGACCUGUCAGCACCACCACACACCAUAGCAGAAGUGGACAUGCUUCUGUCAGUAAUUCAGUUCUUUCCUGGUGCUAGUAAACUGGUACAAGGACAGAGCUCAUAAACACUUGAUCGAGCUAUAACUAAAGCUCGACUUUGCCCUGCAUGUAACUGUGUAUAUUUAAGUAAACAUCAGCAGAAGAGGCGUAGGACUCACAGCAUCAACUGGGUCAGCUGGUUUAGUUCUGAGAAUAUGGUCCGAUUUGUAGAACAAGGGGAAUUUGUCCCUCUCAUUAGUGGACCCUGUACUUUUUCCAAGCUGGUCUGCUGUCAGUUUUCCGCCCAACAUUGCUGACACAGUGGUGAAAGCCACUCUCGUUCAUGACUCAGAAGUCUGUCAACUUGUGUGUUUUUGUGAGUGACGUCUAAAAUUGGACAAUUGUGCUCACCUGCCUAAAUGUCAAUGAGGCAUUUGACUUCCUCUCUGCUGUGAGUCGACUUAUGAUUGAACUGGCUAAUGUUGGUGUCUUGUUUCCUACCAUGCAAAGUACAACCACCAUGACCAUGAUGGUGUGUGCUUUGGCCUACUUUACUGUAUUACAGUGUAAACACAAAAGUGCCUUCUGGUUAUUCCAUGCUAAAGAGUGUGAAUAUCUGUUGCUUUUUUAGGGUGAUGUACAGUAUUUCACAAGGUAAAGUCUCACCUCUCUAAAAAAGGAGCAGCAGUUGUCAUCAUUCAGGUCAUUUUUCUACACUGGGCAGAGACAUAUAAAAUUUUUAUUAAUGCUUCCAAACGGCAAAAGAGGAAACAUAUGCGCACAGCUAGAGAAGAAACUGUGACCCACCAAGACUGUCCUUUCUGAUUUGAUCACACAGUCUCUUAAAACCCCUAUUAUAUUAGGGAAUAAAUUUCGUGUUGAAAGAACAAAUGGGAAACAUAUGAGCUGCUGUGGUAAAAUAGUGAAGGCCUGCAGCCAUGUGGUCCAAAUGUACAGUUGUUCUUACAUGAAUAGGUUUUUUUUUUUAAAGAAAGUGAAAACCUCUAACAGUUCAGUCAUAUUGACCCAUAAAACAGAUAAUUAAACACUUAAGACGUGAUACCAAACCUUUAUGUGCCCUCUCUCCAUUAUUGUGCGGUUGAAUGAGAGCCUAAUAAAACCCUCACAGUACUGAAGACCAUGAUUGAUGCUAUCCCUUUCUCCAGCUAGCUGUUCAUCUCAUUCAGUUCAACAUCUUGAAAACAAUCCCACUUUAGUCACGUCUUUAAAUGCCGCUGAGCUCAUUGUUAAAGCUUACUUUCCUGACCGUGACAGGUUCCUCAAAGCACCUCAGCUGUCUGUGGGUGACCUUUGACACCCGAACUAGUUCACAGGAUCUUGAGUUUUUCUUAACAGCACUUGGUUGAGCUAUUGUCUUUCUGCUUGAAUACUCUUUCAGAAAAAAAAAACAAAAACUAAGUAUUUCUCUGUCAUGGUAGCCAACCCGCAUCGUACCAGUUUAUGCAACAGGAGAUAUUGAAGAGCAAGAAAAAGUAUUAUCAUGGUUUAUAAUUUGAACUUCUUUGAGUCGUGAAGAUGAAAGCAAACAAGAGGCUACAGCUGCGACAGCUGCUAGCAUUUAAAAAUGGCUCAGUUGCGUAAACAUAUGUAUACAGAGGCAAGUUAACUGGAAAUCCAUCUAUUCCUGUGGGAACCUCUAGGAUAUGCAAUGAGGCUGUGAAACUGUGUCUAGCCAUAAUGUUUCAGUCUGUAAUCUUCUCAGAGUAUGUGAAAGAAGGGAACUUUAGUGGUGAAUGUCAGAGAAGCCAACAGUGCGCUAACUUGACAGCUUUAUCAGUCACUGAACAAAAUGAUCCUUUCCAUCACGACUACAGGUGAUCAGGUUUCUUUUCAUCCUUGAAGAAAUUAACUUCCCUAUGUUGAGGCACUAAAGGUAUCAUUUAUUUAGUUAUGGAUAUAUUUACAUCAGUCAAGCGGAAAUGAGGUGUAAGGUGUAAGCCACUGAACUGUGCUCAAGCGAAAUGCUUAAGUUGCGUGUUCAUAUCCACAAGAAUACCAGGCAGGUAGUCAGCAGAAAAAAUGUUCUACCUUAUUCAGUGUUUUGUGUCAUGUUGACGGACUGACUUUGCUCAGUGAAGUUGAUGAGGAUGUUAUUUUUGACAUGGAUGUCAUUGGCAGCCUCAUAUAGCAAAGAGGUGAUUACAAUUGACCAAAUAUGACAAUGUUUGGACACAAAUCCGAAGAUUUAUCCAAUGGUUACUGAUAGUUUGAAACCUUGAAUGUCAACCUCAUGGUGGCACAAGAUGAAGCAUUUAAUGGGAUCACCAAAGUCCGUAGGAUAUCCCCUGGGCACUACGAAUAUCUCACUGAAAUCUGGUCACAAUCUAUGGAAUAAUUGUUUAGAAACUGUACAACAAACCAAAAACAUCAGCCUGCAAGUUGCACCAUGUGACCAGCAAAGCCCACAGGAUUCAUCAUCAUGGGAAUAUUUCUAUUUGCAAUCCAUCUAAAAGGUUGUGAGAAAUUUAGACUGUUCAAAUGUGAUUAACCACCAGACGGACCAACCAGACCAACCCCAAACUGACCUGAGUCAAAUCAUGAGCUCAUAAAGUGUAGUGGCUGAUAAGAUAAUUUGAUCAAAGCUACACACUGAACAUCAAACACUGUGUUUGUUGUGUGUCUCUGUCUCUGUAUCUCAGUGUGUACCUGGGCUGACGUAAAAAUUUGAAACAAAGAGUACAUAGACACAUCACAGUAGACGUGCAGGUCAUUAGACGGCUCUGCUGUUAAAGUCUGAUGUACAUAAAAGAAGUAUGACACUCUUUCUUUUUAUAAAAGCUCUUAGUUAUUCCCCUCUGUUUUGUCUGGACAGCCAACCUCCCAAUAUGAUGUCUUUUCCUUAAGUGUUAUUAUCAUACUUGUGCUUACUAAAGUAUAUUUGGUAGAGUGAAUUCUUGUCUGAAUUCAUUUGUUAUUUUGGGUUUUUUGGGGGAAUAAAGACAAAAAACUAGUAAGGAAGAAACUUUUAAAUCACUUUUGGUUAGAGUAUCAGUUCCCACCACUGAGGUCUGAAAUCUAAGCCUUCCACAUUCAUUGAACAGGGUUAGGAGAGCAGCAAUCCAGCAGAGGACUGCUGAUUCAGUUAUUGAUCUUCACUUUCUGUGUAAUGUUUUUGACAGAAGGGAAAAUGACAGAUGGUUGCAGGUUUAUUGAUUUAUGACAGCACUCACAGUACUUCAAACGCUUUUAUUUUUUAAGAGAGGAAGAGUGUUGGUCCUUUGAGAGGUUCGAAAGUGGAGGCAGUGUACUGUAGAGGACAAGUAAUGUCAAAAACACAUAAUGAGAAAGGCAGGAAUUGAAACUUGGUGGCCAGUGUUUAUCUGCAGAGAACACAAGAAUAUUCAAGCAGCUGUUGGUCCUCUCCAUGACAUGAUGGGAAACCAUUAUCAUCGCAUUUAUAAACCUAUGGGAAAGCAACACUUUCCACUUGCUCCUGAACAAUCUAUUAUCUCAUCAAGUGAUAUUUUUAAAUUAAUCCAUCUGUUGUCAAGUCAGGUCAAGUCGAGUCACGGUAAUUUUUUGCACAUUUAAGACUACAGGAGUAGCUUCUCAGAGUGUAUGCUAUUCAAACCCUGCCAGUAAAGGUGUAUAUGAUAAAAGGAGUGAUGCAAUAAAAGCAAUUACAAGUAGUAACCCUAAUAUUAAACAAAAAGCUUUUAUCUAAUUUUAGCAGGUCUGCUUAUAUUUCAUUCUUUAGAGUUUAAUUCCAAAAGUAUUACAAAAGAUAAAACAUAGUUUAAUCUUGAAUGCUUGGUUAAAGAGUCAUUGUUCUAACAAGAUAUGGAUUCUUGUUCUUGUUUCAAAAUACUCACUAAUAUAAUAUUACAACAAUUUAAUAGAAGGCCAGAGUUACUGUACAUAAUAGAUGAGUAAUCUGUAGCCAAGCCACAAACAUCUUCCAGAAAUCUGAUUUAUGAUUUUGGUCUUAAAUUCAGGCAGCAAUAUACUUGAGUAUUUUUUUCCUUUGAGGAGACACAAUAUUUUUUGAUAUUGAUAUUUUGUGAUAUUUUUUGUCUUACGUUGGUAGGGGAAGGUCCCGCCUCCUAGGUCCCGCCUUGGCUAGAAAAGCUGGAAAUGUCCUCACACACGCAGGCUGUCGCCUCUGUACAUCGAACAGAACAUUAUAGAACAUUAUCGCAAUUCUGAAUCUCCUAACCCUAACCCUAAUCCGGCAGACAAUGAUAUUUCGCAGUGGUACGCAAACUUUCACCCCUGCAAUGUAUGUAGGCUACAUUUGGUUACUGUGUUGCCGCACGUCAGUCUGCACUCUGCAUUGUAACCGUAGUAAUCCAAUAGGAUCAUGCUGCUUGCGAGUGAGUCGUAUUUGCUUCCGUAAACAAACAAACACCGGAAGUAGGAGCGAUCAGUGCACACUUUUGAUUGGACGCUGGUUGCCUAGGCGUUGGGGACUGCCUCCCGCCUUUUCCGGAAGGAGGGACCUUUUAAAGAGACAGCUGCUUCAAUCUUAAUGCAGAAAUGAACCUAAUGCGGAGGAAAUUUGAUUUUAUGUUUAAGAGGAAGAGAGAUGUAGCAGAUGAUGAUACUGUGGCAUCAGAGACCACGGCACCUCGUUAAACUUGGGUGUACUCCUCUAGUACAAAGCCUAUGGGUACAGUACCUGCAAGAACCUUAUCCUACUUUCAGCCCUGGACGCAAGGCAAACAAGGGAGGCAUUUUUGAUUGUGGGGGACUUCUAGCAUUGGUCUCCAAAUGGUAGAAAUCCCUUUCACAUCAUGCUUUUUGCAAAAUAUGGCUUGCUACCAAGAUCAAAUUUUCAAACUAACUUCGAUUCACUAAAAACAUUUUGUUCUUAUUUAGCUUCUCUCUGCGCUUGGCAUCCUGAUAAUGGUUGUAAAUAACCCUGAGCCAAUAUGGAGAGCUCAUUAAGGCACCCAGGGGCUGUGGGAUCAAAGUGGGGAUGUGUAAGAAGGCAGUGCCCUGUGGUGACAUGUCUGUCUCUCCCUCUAAGAGUAAAUGAAAAGUGCAGAGCUGAGUUGUGUUCAAGAGUGUGCAUGCAGUUUUCAGGGUCCUGCAGAAGGUUUCUACCUCCCACCCCUGUGGUGAAGGGCAAUGCACUAAUUACUGUGUGAGGGCAUGCAAGAAGCUGAGGCAGGACACUUCACUCGAGGAGGAUAGCACAUUCCUAACAUUGCAUGCAUGUAACCCUGACAAGACAAUUAGCUAUUGAAAAAGUGAAAAGAACAAAAAGAGUGGGCACUACAGAGCGGCUAUAUUUCCUGCACUUCCAAUCACCUUUCACUGAAGUUCACUAAUUGAAGUCUUCCUCUCCAGAUGACUCGGUCAAAGCUGCCUGCCCUUAGAAACCAAGUGUGGGUGUGGCCUGAAAUACAAAUAUGGCGACCCAUCCUUAGUUUCUGAGGUUUGGCAGAACUUGACAGGUUACUGUAAAGCCAUUAUUUGCAGUAUAGUGCUCUACACCCCUGCUGAGGAAGGUUAUUUUUCUUUUCCAAGCUUGCUGCUGGAUCUUCUAAAAUCUACAUUUCAUGAAUUUGGCUUUGAUGACUUUUAAUAAGUAUAGCAAAAAAAGAGAGACCCUUCGGCGAUUCCUCUUUGCUGCUGAUCUGGUUUGUUUCACCAUCUGUAAAAACUCAGCUCUUAUCUCGUCAUUCCUGCAGGGAUGGUGGAUGGAAAAUACAGUAUGUGAUUAUUAUGAUUCAGCACCGCUCGUCCAAAAUCUCUGUGCUUUGCAUCACAUGUAUUAAAACAAUCUGAUUGUAGCUUUGCAAGAACGCAACUCAAAGUUCAGCUGGAGAUGGUUUCGUCCAGAUAGUUUGCUGUAGUUUCUUGACAGUAUCUCAUGCCUUGUUUUUUUCACAUACUGCUUUUAUCAUAGCAAUUUUUGAACAUGUAUAUUUAUGAGCACAGAUGGUGGAAGGGACAUUUUAUCUGAGCAAUACGGGUUGUUAAUCAAACCCUGUUGUCUGUGCAUAAUACCGGCCAAUCUGUCCACACUCCAUGGGUGUCUUUUUGACUUCAGAAACAGAUGAAAUCCAAGGAAGUCUGAAGACCCUGAAUGAACCAAGAGGAUACUCGAGAUAAGUUUACACAUUGAGCAUGCUGAACCCCGAAACAGAAAUUGUUUUCAGGUUUUUUUUCCAGAGGGGCAUUUGGAAUACAUCUUUGUUGGCUUUUCCUUUGUUUUGUUUUUUUGGCAACUGUUGAACUGUAUGUGUGCCUUAUGUUAACUUUUACACGAAUACCCCAAACACCAGGAGAUUUAAAGCCUAAACAACGGUUAAUUAAUGGCUUGUUAAUGAUCAGGUGCACAUCCGUGUUUAUGAAAGAAGAGCUGUAGGCAACUGUGCUAAAUAACUAUCCUCAAUUUAUACACCCUGAUUACAGGCAAACCUCCAUUUGUCAUAUGCUUUUGAUAAAGCCUUUUGUUUCUGUAGAGCUUGCCACUCUUCACCCCUCACUCUUUUUUCCCUAAAAUUAUUUCUCCAAGUUUAGCUUCUGAAAUGUCCUGUCAUUCAAAGAUGAAAAUAAUUACUGUUGCUCAACCAACUCAAAUCUAAGAGGUCUUAUUAAGUCCUUUAACAGAUGGGGACAAAAUACUAAAUAACUUUUCCUUCCUUCUCUGACAGGGGUGUCCAUCCAAGUGUUAUGCAUUUCUCUGUCAAGACCUUCGUUUACUAAAGCAAACAUAAAAAAAAAAUGUGACAUCUGUGAAAAGGUUUGACAGUGUUUCUGGUUUGUGGAUUUGUACAGUGGCAAUGGCAGCAGCUUUAUCUGUUUUUCCAAGUAAUGGAGAGAAGUUUACUCAAAACUCUUUGGGAUGCUUGGUCAAAAACAGUGUAAAUGCAUACAUGUGAAUAAUGAUUAUAUUGAACUCAAAACACAUCUGUUCCAAAUUGCAUAUUCCCUUUAACUCUCCAUCUUCAUACCUGUAUGUUGUUUUUAUUUAUUUUAACUGUGUUUUAACUGUGUUCUUAAUGCCCUUUACAGUGUCCUUGGGUGUCCAGAAAGGCACUUUUAAAUAAAAUGUAUUAUUAUUAUUAUUUUUAAAAGAGUAAUCAAAGGUUUAACACAAUACACACAUACAUUCACAGACACACAAACGAACAUAAAAACAGUCAUAAAGCUAAGAUUUCUUUCAAAAUCAUCAUACAAAGUUUAAACAAGGACCAAGCCUGGAACCGAUUUCACCCUCUGGGAGAAAAACAACAUGAACAACAGAAAGACCUCAGAGAUCUUAUGUUGUGUAAAGAGUUAACACAGGCUGGUUUUUAGAUUCCUUCAAAUGACAGUUCAAGUGCUGACAUGUGUUUUAUGAAGUAGUAAAGCAGCACAGGGGGUCACUGUACAUUUCUACAUGGCGAUAAGUGAAAAUAAAAACUGAUACAAUGAAGUGUUGAGAGGAAAAGAAAAAGAAAACAUACCAAGGAAUUCCUAAGAAAGCUGAAAGCUGGAAACCUUUGUUGGCUGUGCUUUAUGUCAGUAAAAUCAGCCUUUUUAAAUCUUUUUCUUUCAGACAUUAACGAAUGUGAAGCAGGUAACGGUGGCUGUGAGGGGUUCUGCUGCAACACUAUCGGAAGCUACUACUGCAAGUGUCCUGGAGGCAGUAAACUGGGGCCAGAUGGUAAAGCAUGUCAAGGUAAGCUGGACAUCUGGAUGCAGCUGUAAAGCACAUACACAGACACAGUGUAGUAGCCUGUCUGCCUGUUGUUUUUUUUUAGCUUCUUGUCCCGUUUAAAGAUUUUGAUUAAUGCUUGAAGAAAAUUAAUUUGUGUUAAAUAUACCUAUAAUGUAAAAAUGUAAAAAAAUAUAUAUACAAAAAAUACAUGCAUGCUUUAGAAACUGAAAUGAACUUAUAUGUGAAUUUCAAACAGCAUUACGUUACAAUCCCCACUUUUUAUACAUAUUCAGAGGCUGUUAUACCUGACUUCUUUAAAAAUCCCUCAUGUGUAUUAGUUACAGAUUUGGGACCGAACAGUAAUUGUAAAUUCUGAAUAGCAAAUGUAAAACUAGAGACAAUCUGGUCACAUAUGUUACACAUAUGGACUUACUCUGCAGAGAGAAGUUCUAGUGUACUGUUAGUUUUCACCUCCUCCUGUUGGCAUAGUGACGAUGUUGCUUCAUGUUGGGGUCUUGUCUUGUCUUGGAGGAACUGUAGUUCGCACAAAAACACAUUGCAGCAGAUGGGGUGCCAUCAGUGUUAUCUUAUCCCACCCACACACAUGCCAGUAGUGAUUUGGGAUUCAGUGUUUCAAAUAAAAUCCAUUAAUCAUCAUUCUAUUCUGCAUCUUUUAUUGGGUAGAAAAAUAAGGAAACUCACAAAUCUCUCAAUGUUGAUUUGAAUGGUCGCAGGUUUUCAUAGUAAACGUUUGAUCACUUCCUCCUCUUAAAUUUAAAAAGAGAUUAAGUGCUUGGGCAGUAUAAAAAGUAAGUCCCCCAUAUAAUUGUAUUUUUAGUUCUACACAUUUUGCAUGACACGUUUCAGAAAAUAGACUCAGAUGCAGAGAAAAGACCAAAGACAAAAAAAAAAUGCCCAAGUCAAAGUUCUUUACUUGAGAAAAACUAGCAUCCAAAAGUCUUCAAAGUCCAACAAAAAUAGGCAAACAUAAACUGGCUCCAAAAAGGCUUGAACAGGAUGGACACACUAAGAGACAAAGGUAAUCUGGCAGAGGGCUGGUGAAAACACAUGGCUUAUAUACUCAGGUGAGGGUGAUUACAUAUCAGGUACAGGUGAGUGAUUAAAAGGCAGGAAGAGAACAAAGACAGGAAGUAAGGUAGACAUCAACCAAAAGCAAUAGGAUUACAAAAUAAAACAGGAAAUUGACUCAAACACACUGACAGCUAAAGAGAACAUUACAUUGCAGGCUCAUGUGGUUAUUGUAGGUGACUGGGUAACAAGAUUGACUGAUGGCUUUAUUUUGAAUAUGACUAAUAAAAGGACAAAGCAGUGGUUAGAUAGAUGAUAUAAAGAAAAAGAAAGAAGACAUCCAUCAGUAAAUGCUGAAAUAUUUCAAUUUACUCAGUGAAAAGGAGAAGGAAGAAGUGUAAACUUAUUUAAUCUUCUUUAUUUGGCAGGUAAUUACUAUCAACAACCCUCUAAAAAUCCUGAGAAUAUUAUGUUUUUACCAGCUUGGUAAUUGUCAUCAUAGUAUUUCUACCAACAUAAUUUAAUCUACUUUAAUUAACAAUCUUUUCAUGUCCAAAACUAUGAACAUGUUUUAAUACCCAUAUACAUUCAUACAGAAAGACAGUUCUUUACUCUGUUAGCACAUGAAUUCAAACAAACUCCUCAGGAUUUUCAAAGCUUUUCCUCUCUAUACACUUGUCUUACACUUGUUUUUAAACUGGAUUAAAUUUGGACGAAGCUUCAGCUCCACAUUCUGAAGACCAACCAAUCACCAGACAGCUUUAUCCUCUCAGUCAGAGCGCUGUCUCAGUUCAGCCAACUCAUCAGACAUUUCCAGGAAAGUGUUUGGCCAUUUGUCCCUAACAGUUACAGGUGUGAACACAUGCCCCUGACCUUUGACCUAUGAGACAGGAUUUUGUCACCCACUAACAAUAUAAAGUCUGAGUCUGAGCUGCUUUUACAGCUGUGAAGGUCUUGAAUAUUUUCUUUCUUUUUCUACAGAUAAAUCCAUAAAAUAUGUAUGAAUAAACUUGAAUAACUUGCAAAUGCUACUCAGAUUAAUCACUGAAGCAACAUGUACAAUAAAUACUAGUAUAGAAGAUAACACCAAAUUUUCACUCUCACACCAGAGUCCCCCUUUUGUCGUGAUAAAUUCAGUUCCUGUGGAGCUCAUUCUAAGGACCACCUGUUUGUUUCUGUCCACCACCAAAGCAGCGCCUCCAAAUGUUCAGUCCUCUACAUUGUCCGCUCAAAGAUGCCAGCUCAGCAACUCCGCUUUGAGCCAGACGGUGUCACACAACACCAUUCAGAGCUCAUACCCCUCGACCUCUGACACCACCGCCGCUGCUGCUGCCGCACACACCACCCCGCUAACCAGUGAAAAGCAGCUAUUGUGUGUAUCCCAUUGAAAUCCUCUCACAUGAGGAGACCAAUAAGUAUAUUAACCUUGGCAAACCUCCCCCUGUGUGAAUUGUUUAGCAUGUUUGGCUUCCUCCACAAUAGCUACCAAUGUGUUAAAACACAAAGGAGUGCAGAAUAAUAAGGAGCUUCAUGAAUAUGUGAUUAUUCACAGGCGUGCGAGUGCUGAUAAUUUCUUUCAGUAUUUGUGCAGAUCUCUGUACCUGCCCCUAUGAUUGUAAAUGAUUACAGAUCAUUUUAAUCUGAGUCCGGGAUGAAAAAAAAUAUAUUUUUCUUGCUUGAAAAUAAAUAAAACAGCAACAUUUUUGUCCCCUCCAUGCACAUGUCCACUCUUUCAUCACUGAAAAGGCUGAUACAGCUCUUGAGAGCCAGGGAUGACAGGGAGGAGGUAAAGAGGAAGUGUGAUGUGUUGUCCAGAUGUUUUGUCGAACCCGGUCGUCCUUGGGUUGAAUGUUCAGGUAUGUUGUUGCUGCUGUCUCUGUGGAACAUGAGCUUCAGUCUGACACACGUGCAGCCAUAUGCAGUUCUCUUCUGCAGGAAAAUUAAUCGAUCGCAUGCAUGCUACUGCACAAGCAGUGCGGCGAGCCAUCCAUCAUUCACCUGGAAGACAUCAGACUUUACACUCUUCUUCUUCCUCUUCUGAGGAGAGGCAGACCACAGCAGUGUGAUACUGUGCAGCUGAUGCAGAUGGUGGUUGUGUCGCUUUCAGAAGAAGAAAAAAGUUAGAUGAGAUCUCUGCAUUUUCCGUCUAUGAAAGAAAUGUGAAAUGGUGAAGUCAAAAUAAUUCAGUAAUACCAAAAACAUGCUUGUCAUUUUCCAUUUUGAGCAGAUGGGAUGUUUGAUUGGACCACCAAAAAGUUGGAUGUCAGAUUGUAUAAGGGCUGUAAUAAAUGUCUUUCUCCAAAAGCAGCUCAUUUUAAGCCCCCUGUCAUUUAAACUUUGAUGGUUUCUACAGUUGACCAAAGCUCUUAGUCUGUCAUCAUUAAGCAGAGCUCCAAUUUUUAAACCCUGUUCAAGUGACAUGAAUGAAUUUUAUGCAUACAUAAAAUGUUAAAUGUUUUAUUUGUGUGUGUUUAGAUGUCAAUGAGUGUGAGGAGCUCAAUGGAGGAUGCCAGCAAACAUGUGUCAACACACUGGGCUCGUUUCACUGUGAGUGCAGUGAAGGCUUCCGCAUGCACACUGAUGGACGGACCUGCAUUGGUAAGUAGUAAACGCAAGCAUCUAAGAAUUAAAUCUCUUCCAUUUGCGGAAAGAUAGUAGCUGGAUGAGUUUCUGCUUUCUUUUUGAAAAACAGAAUUUUAAACAUUAGAUGUCAACGUGAAAUGUAGGCAAAGUUUUAUAUUGUAAGGUCAAUGACAGAACUGAGACCAAAGGCUGCUCUGGGAUGCACAAUUCCUGAUGUCAUGGAUUGGCAAACCUCAUCAAAAGAGCACUGUACCCCUCAAACAGAAACAUCCUACUCUGAGAUUUGUCGGGGGGUUUCUCUUUUGUUUUCUUCCCAGACUUUCCGGAUCAGAUUCCAUUCAAAAACAUAAAUCCAUGUUUCGUGAUCUGUUCUUUCAAAUGAAAACAAGGGUUAAAGAGACAGAAAAGACAAAAUGAGGGUUUUUAAAGACACCAGGCUGUAGUUCAUGUAAAGCUACCAAGUAGGUAUUUACAGAUUUGAGGGUCAGUUUCAAGCCUGAAAAGAACACAAUACCACCAAUUUAACCAAUUUUGCCUUUAAAAUUUCAGCUCUGACUUUUUUAGACUCAUUAUUAUCCUCCAGAUCCAAAUGAUAACAUCACAUUGAAGUAUUAGAUCUACAACUUUCAACGCAGGGUGUCACCCGUGUCUAGUUUUUGCUAAUGCCAGGAGGAAACUCUCAGUCUUUUCUGUUUAAAUUAUUGCUAUAACAUUUAAAAAAGAAGUGCUGAGCUGCCAUGAUAAAUCCCAGCGUCAAGAGGGAAAUAUUAACAUGAUUUGCAAGGAGUAAUAUAAGAUGGUAAAGUACUUUGUCCUAUUUUAGCACCAUAAAAUCUGUAGGUAAUGAGAGACUUUGCGACUUGCUGAAAAUCAGUCCUCCUCUGUUGCUUUUGGUGUUAUUUUUCACUCAUAGCGCUCCGAUCGUUCGACCGCAGCUCGGUGUUAAAGGAUAAGAAUGGAGGCAGAGGGAUUGCUAAUUGUGUCUGUUAAAGUCAUUAGCCUGUAACACCAGUUGUUCCUUCGGUUUUACAGCUCGCCUGUGUCAUCAUGUCUGUGUUUAGAGCACCCAGAAGGCACACGGCUGAUAUUCAUAUUUGGCACUUCAUUAAAUCACGGGAGUAAUGGGAUGGAAAGAUCAUUAGACAGUAACCAGGGGUACCCAGCUUGGAUAUGAUUCUCCAGUUUCCAGCCUUUACUCCUGUGUUUUCCAGAGUCUGAGGUGUGAGAGUUUGCGGUAUUAGAUCGCCAACCAAUACAAUUACAUUUGCUCUGCUGUGUGAGUUCUGUUUUUAACUCCAAUAAGUCUGAUAAUAUGAGCAAAAGCCCUCAACGUUUCAUUUACGAUUUCUCUCAUUUCUCCUUAAGCUGUGAACUCUUGCUCGGUACUUAAUGGUGGAUGCGAGCAUAAGUGUGUGGACUUGGGGAACAAUCACUACAAAUGUGAAUGUCGGAAGAACUACCAGCUGAAGAGAGACGGGAGACACUGCAAAUGUAAGUCUUUCUUUAUUUUCCCACAAAUGUUCUUAAAUUGCCAGGGUAUGUUAUCUUUUUGAUGUGAGCGAGGUGCAAGCUGGACCAAAUUUGUGCAAAUAAAAAUGUUUGUGGCCGCCGCUGGACUGCGAGGGGGGAAAAAAAGUCCACCAGAGAGGAAAUGAACUGGAGAAGCACUUUUGGAAACAUUUACAGCAGAGUGAAGAGUAGGAAUUUCAAUAUCUCUAGAGGCUGCACAGGCAUAUGUCAAACUUAGAGGUCAGCAUAGAGUUAUGCAUGCUGCCUGUGAGCUUGAAUUAACUAGAAAAAAGUCUCCUGCUGGGCUGACCUGGCGUCUUUUUUUUUUUUUUGCUCAUGUGUAAUUGUGUUUGUGUGUGUCAUCCUGUUUCUGUGUUUGUGCGCGUCAGUAAGGGACCCCUGUGAGGAGAGGAAUGGAGGCUGCUCCCAGCUGUGCCUCUCAGAAGAAGGAGGUCGGGUUCAGUGCAGCUGCAGACCUGGUUUUACGCUGGCUGAAGAUGGCAAAAGUUGUGAAGGUGAUACACAUGCAAAACACAAGACACAAAAGCAGACAUGCCAGUUAGAAUUUGCUGAGUAAUAGCCUCAUUAAAUCUUUUAAGUCCAAAGCAUAACUGAAUCAAGAGGAUGAUGUUGGAAAUAUUCACUCAAACGAACUUACCAACAAUUCUUAUUCUGCUCGGACUGGAGAAAAAGAGCAGCCAAAGAAAUCUGACACCUGACCGAGUCUUCCUGCAGGAGGAAGUAUUAGCUAAAUUCUGCUUGGAAUCUGUGCAAAUGCCGUUUUUUUUUUUAGACUAUGUGGGAAGCGAGUUUUGUAACACUCAUAUAGCAGACAGACUGCCUCUCUGUUUGGUUCAUUAACCUCUUGUGGCAGAAACAAAGGAUUUGUUAAAUCUCCUUUUACCCCAGUCCCUUUCUGAGCCUCAACAACCUGAGGAAUGUAGAGUUACUUAAUUUUAAUUGAAGUGACAGGAGAACAUAAACUGUUACCCAUUUGCAACAUUUCUUAAAAUAACCAAAAGAUUUAUUCUUGUUUUCUAAUACUUACUCACUUUGUAAAAACAAGAAACAAUCUCUUAUAAAACUUUUUUUCCAUCAUGAUGUUUUUACCUUUCUUUUCACGUGUUCGUACUAUCUGUCCAGACAUUGAUGAGUGCAACUCAGGCCAUGCCAAGUGUUCCCACGGGUGCGUCAACAUGCCGGGCUCCUUCAAAUGUGUGUGUCAACCCGGCUUUGAGCUAGGUGCAGAUGGCAAGCAGUGCUACCGUAAGUAAAGCAGAAUACGUCAAACAAUUACAAAUUUUUAAAGCAAAUAUUGAAAUUGUUCUUUGUGACAAUAAUAGAUCCAACAAGACCUCAUAUUUGCAGUUUUAAAAAGAGAAACCCACAAGACUUAGCUAAAAAUCUCACUCCCUGACAUUGCUGUUUAGCUGCGGCUUAAUCGUUUUGUCCGGUAACCUGUUGCACUCGGUGAAGGAUUUCUAAUGAAGAAUUCUGUGCAAAACCUCAGUCAGCUUGACUUACGCUCGUGUCCCUUUUACUGAAAAUUAUCCUGCUUUAGAGUCAUUGCCUGUCAUCACAUAUGCCUGCAAACAAAAGCAAACAGUUCCUUCUUGAAUUUCAAAACCACAGUGCGUCUGGACCUAACAACCACAAAGAGAAACAAAAUCUGUAGACUAAAGCCCUCUAGGUAUUUAGCUCUUCGGUCCAACUUUUAUGGCAUGGUUGGUUCCACAGAAAACACAGACAUUUAAUAUUUUGGUGUCCUGUAACUGCCAUCUAAAUAAUAGUCAUAUUUGCAGAUUUGAAACCCCCACAUUAGCAGCUAUCAUCGUGUACAAUAAUGCCUUCCUUUGUACCUACCCAUGCCAUAUGAAAUUGAUUUUUGUAAUCCCCCUUUCUUGCAACAGUUUGAGAAAAUCAAAAACAUGAUUCAAGAUUUGUUUCAUUUCCAGGCCAGCAGAUCAAUUUUUUUGACUUUCUGAAAAAAUAAUUUGCUUUAUAACUGCAAAAGAAAGAAAGAUAAAGUUUUGACAGAAAUGUUCACUUUGCACAUUGUUUGCUUGUAGUGCAAGAAUGUUCCUUUUCUUCUAAACAUCAGCCGAUCUGAGGAAGCAGAUGAAAUGAGAUGAGAUGAGACAUGUCACAAAAUAAAAAGAAAAAUGUCCACACUUAUAUCAUGGCAGCCACAUUAGCUCUGUUUGUGAAUACACAUGGUCCAAGCUUUCUAUUACCGUUUGACUGUAAACAGUAUCUGUGGUCAUGAUUGGGUCUUUUCCUCUCAUCAUCUGUAGCUUGUAAUUAUGAGACUGGAGCGAACCAAAAUAAUCCUGAUGAAAUCCCCAUAACAUUGUCCUCACGUUUCAGCCUCAGUCGUGCGCUUUCAUUGUGGUUUGGGUCCUCUUUUCUCCAGGCAUCGAGAUGGAGAUUGUCAACAGCUGUGAGAAGAACAAUGGAGGUUGCUCUCAUCACUGCGAGCACACCACCAACGGUCCGCUCUGCUCCUGCAACAGCGGCUACCAUCUGAAGCGGGACAGGAAGACCUGUGUAGGUAAGACUGUCUCUCUAUGAUGAAAGGUCCUUGUUUUGUUUUUACUUGAUUCCUUUUUCUUUCAUUUUCAUCAAACCCUACUACUGUAUACCCUUCUCAGAUAGUGAUGAGUGUGUCAGCGGGGAGGCCUGCUGCAGUCAUUUCUGUAAAAACUACCCGGGUGGCUACGAGUGCAGCUGCAGAGCUGGUUAUAGACCGAACCCAGAUGGCUGUGGCUGUGAUGGUAAGAGUAGUGGUUUGUUUCUUAAGUCUGUGUUGUGGGCCGGUUGUGCAUGCAAAUUCCAGAUGCACAAAUAAUCUGCAAAUUGUUUGGAAAAUAAAAGUUAAGAAGGCCUUUUCGGCACAGAGAAAAAAAAAAAAGUUAAACUGAUAAAGCAAGAUGAAACUGAAGUGAUGUUCAGCACCAUUGCAACCUUUCACGUUGUUUCUUCUGCUAGAUGUUGAUGAGUGCCUAGAUGAGAGCUCGGGCUGUGAACAUUACUGCGUCAACACUCUCGGAACAUAUGAGUGCUUUUGUCGAAUGGGCUACCGCUUGGAUCAGGACCAGCACUCCUGUAUCUGUGAGUGACAUUUAUUUCAGAGCUUUGCCAUUAACAGAAGUAACAUAAAACGAAACGUAUACAUCCAUCCGAAACUAUGGGACUCUUAAACUGUGUUUCUUUUCAGCUCUGUAUGGAAGAGAACUGGAGGAAGAAGAUGAUGAGGAAGAAGAAGAUGAUGAGCAGCUGGAGGUCCACAGAUUACCAGACCUGCUCUUCCGCAAUUCACCACAGCUCCUGCAGUACACAGCAGCCUUGCACUACCGUGAUGACACUGAUGAUGAUGAUGAUGGUGGUGGUAGUAAAGGCGGUGACAGGGAUACAGAAUUAGAGAUCCAGAGGGAGCGUCGAGGAGAGCUGAGAGUGAGCAGCAACAUAGGUAGUGAUGACACUGAGAUGUAUGAGCGAUUUAAAUCAAGAGGAUCUUUACUGGAGAAAAGACGUUUAACCAGUUUUUGAUGAUUUCUUUUGCAGUGUGCUUCGAUGGCUCAUUUGGAGAUGACUGCAGUGUGAGCUGUGAAGACUGUAUGAAUGGGGAGUGUAGUCAAAACAAAGACAAAUGUGAAUGCUCGCCUGGAUGGACUGGCAUCAUCUGCAAUGAGAGUGAGUAUAGUGAUCAGGAUGUUCUGCAGUUACAUCUGUGCAAUGCAUAAAUGUCUUUGCUUGACAACACACAUUCUUAACAAGUGGUACGCUAGCUGACCUCACCUGAGCAACUUAAAGGAAAAAUCCACAAAGAAUGAGUUUUCUGUAGGCACCCUCAUACCUAAAAUGACAUUUCCUGCAGGAUUUCUUGUAGCAAUCCAUAUGAGCAUUUUGACAAUGGUUAAAAUGUUUAUUUAUUUUCACAUGAUGAAGCAGGUGUGAUUUUUGACUGAGGUCAUGGAUUUAUAAGGAUUAAGUCACCAUAGCUUUUCUUAUUCUGGUCUAAGUGAUGCUGACUGACAAAAAAAUUGAAAUUUAUAAUAAAAAAAAUAUCUUUAUUUUUUAUAGCACUUUUAAAAACAGAAAGUGCUUUGACAAACAUUGGUAAAGCACAGAACAUAAACACAUGGAAUGAAAAAAUAAAUAAAAAUUUAAAAAAAAGCUCACUUAAAAACAAGGCCUCCAAAUUGAAGGCCAAUUUCAUUUGUUAUAAGGAACCCACGCAAUAGAAAAACCCUACAACAUACAAUAAUUUUUUUUAAUGCUGAAAUUUACAAGUCACAAGUCACUAAAUAUUAAUUUGUAAAUCUUAACAAUGGCUGUUUCUUCGGUGCACUUACCCCCUAACAGCAGCUAUUACAAAUAGUUUCAUAUGCAUUUGAGGGUCAUAAUAACACAACAGGACGGCACAGUGGUGUAGUGGUUAGCGCUGUCACCUUACAGCACAAAAUGGUCCUGGGUUCCAAUCCGGCUCAGAGCGUUUCUGUGUGGAGUUUGCAUGUUCUCCCUGUGUCUGCGUGGGUUAACUCCAGGUACUCCGGUUUCCUCCCACAUCCCCAAAACAUGCAGAAGUGGGGUUAGGUUAAUUGGUCACUUCUAAAUUGCCCGCAGGUGUGAAUGUGAGUGUGGAUGGUUGUUCGUCUCUAUAUGUCAGCCCUGCGAUAUACUGGCGACUUGUCCAGGGUGUCCCCUGCCUUCGCCCGAAGAUGCUGGGAUAGGCUCCAGCCUCUAACGGGAAUGAACGGUAGAAAAUGGAUGGAUGGAAUAACACAACACUGAUCGUUUUAGCCUGCCUCAUAACCUAUCAGGAACUUUGCACAAUAGCUUUGAAUUUGCAAGAUAUAAUUUGUGACUGAGCUUUAGAAGCAGAGCUACCUGCUUCCCAUUAUUUAUAGUGUAAAUUUACUGGGUAUUGCUGUGACUAUGUUUACUAUGGGGAUGCUACAUGAAAAAUGGCCUCGCUAUAUUCUCAUCUUUCUUUAGGUAAGACUGAGUACAGCUCUCAGGCAUUAGAGAGUCUCUUUGUUGUGUUACCUGCUCACAUACAUACUGUCCACACAAGUCUUUUCCCAAAAUGAACAUCCUCCUCUUGGUCUGUUUGGUCUACCUUUUGCAAUGUAUUUCAGUUUAAGAGAAAGCAGAGAUAGGUCCCCGUGUGCAUCGAUCUAGAGCCAUGUAUCAAAACCUGUCUGCCCCUCUGCGUGGGAGGCUGGCUUGUUUAUGGUCUCCAGAACACAGGAGCACCGGGGGGAAUCAAUCUGUCUGCUGCUGGAGCCAGGCCAGGGCCCCCAGCAAGAGCACAGCCCGAGGCCAAGGAUGUCCACUACUGGGUUAGGAAGCAAGGCUCCAUUGUUCCUAUCCUGCUCCAUGAUUAAUGGCUGUCUUUGGUCUGAACCUGAGUCAGGCCGGUAAUCAUAAGAGGAGAGCCACGUGGGAUGAGUCCAUUAGGAGCAAUCUGUAACUGGUAGAAACACGCUCCUGAGGUAGCAGUCUUUAGAUACACACCCUGGAGGUGAUGGUCUGGACAUGGGCUACAUUUUUUAGGAUGGAGGAAACGAGCCAAAUUACUGCCUAGAGAGCAUUUAUAAGAAUUAAUAAAGGAGGCUAAAUCUAAUGGUAUAAAAGGGCAAGAGCAGUAUUGAUUCAUGCCUUUGGAAGAGUCAAGUAUUUCUCAACUUCACUUAGUUUUACUUUAGUGAUUAACAACCUGAUCACAGUUUUAAUUAAUGAAUCUGAACCUGUUUACUUUUCUACUGUUUGUAUGCUGCCAGUGAUUAAUAUAAUUAAGAAAAAACAAGAUUAUUGGGAUUUUUCUCAGUCAUUGUAUUUUUUUUAUAUUGUUUUUUUUUUUUUUUAAUUCAAACUCUGGUAAAGAAAUAUUAUUUUAUCCGUGCAAACAUGGUUUAUUUCCUAAUUCUGCUCCAACACAGAAUCAUUUGGUUGAGAAAUAAGUCAAACUGAAACUCUGUCAGCGUUUUACAUAAAUGUGGUGGAAACACAAGAACUUUAUGCCAAUAGCUUUUGGGUUUUGCAUGUGGCUCCAACAACAACUAACUUCAUGGUUCCAAACACAAUCAAUUUCCCAUAAACCCCGUCCAAAGCUCUUUUCAUCAACUAUCUAAGAUGCACAGAUUUCUUUGUUGCGAGUGACAUCCCCACUUAUUAUUUUAAUGUUGAAAGUUUCUGACCUUGUUCGAGUAUUUUAGGCUGAAUGAAGCCUCUGUAGAAAAUAAAAGUGUGACAUGAAAUUCACACAGACAUAAACUUGAUGAGUUUUAACAAUUCAUCAAAUCUAAAACAGUCAGCUUGUUCAUGCUGUAUCUGCUAACAAAGCCAGAGAGAUUUAAAGUGUUAUGAGGGUGCACACAUGGGGAGAGAGGGGGUCGAAGGUGGAAGUGCUGACAUCUACGCCAGCAAGCAUAACCUGCUCUUAGUAAAGUCUGUGUGUUUAGCAUCAAACUGCGACAUUUCUAAUAUAUGAGCCAUCAUUUAGGUGCCAAUACUUGGCCCAUGAUUCCCUCUUGUUUUCCCUCUCCAGCCUGCUCACAAGGGACCUACGGUCAUGCCUGUAACAGCCUGUGUCGUUGUCAGAAUGGAGGCUCGUGCGACCCUGUGACUGGAAAGUGCUUGUGCCCCCCAGGGGUACAGGGCCUGCUCUGCGAGGAUGGUUUGUACACUCAUUUAUAGAUCCACCAUAAUGGGACUAGAGACAUUGUUUUUGGUGUUGUAUGGCCAACUGACAUGAAGCAGUAUCCAGCUACAGCAUUGAAGAAAACAAGACCAAAUAAAUUAAUUUAUUCUUAUUUUUUUCUUGGCUAUCUUUGUAUGACCUUCCAGAUUUAUCUUGUUACUGCUGAUGUGAAUCUUGAUCAAGUAGUAUAAAGGGUUGGGACAUACUUUUUAAACAGGCACUGUCCCCUUAAACUGUGAUUUUGUUUAACUGAUUCACUCGAUAGAAAUGGGACAUUACAUCUUAAGUGGAUUCAUUCAUGUUGACAGGUUGUCCAAGAGGUUAUUUUGGACGAUUUUGCGGAAGAAAGUGUAACUGUCCCAACAAUGGACAAUGUCACCGACUUUAUGGAGGCUGCCUCUGCUCUCCUGGACUAUAUGGACGCUUCUGCCACCUGCGUGAGUAAAAAACUGACUUUAAAGCAUAACAUCGUUGAAGAAUGAUUAUGUUGAUGAUUACACUGUUACAAACAAUCCGUUUUUAAGUUGCAAGUUUAAUAGCACAGAGAGAAAAUAUAUUAUAAUGCCAUUAUAUGAGCUGUAUAUGAUACAAUACAAUUAAGACCUUUGAACUUAAUAACAAGGUAAUGUCACAGUAUUGGACAGAGGCAAAAAGACACAAAACUGUAGGCAAACAUGAAUGACAACCACAGGAUAGGCAACAAAGGUGUCCUAAAAUGUCACAGUCUUCUGUUGUUGGCUGUCAGGAUAGAAGAAGAAAUAGUACUGUCUCAAAACUGAAGUCCCUUGCUAUACCAGCCACCACUAAUUUUAGUUAACCAUGAUAAACACAAUGAAAGGACUGGUCGGGGAUAAUUAAAAAUGCUCUUGUAAGCAGCAUACAACAGUUAACUGUUGUAUGGAUAUAUGACAUUUUGUAAAUUAAAGGUUUUCAUUACCAUCGAAAUAGACAUUUAGGAGGAAUUAAGACUCUGUAAUGGGAAACUCUUUGCUAAUGUUAGUUUCACUACCAAAAUGAAACUGCUUACUUGUUGUCCUCCUAAUAAUCAAUAAUGCAUCUAUAGACUUAUACGCCCUCAGAUGGUCUUGAAUAUAUACUCAAUUGCUUUGUCUAUCAGUAAUCAGCCAAAUCACUUCUAACUGAGCUAACUAGUCCCUUUCAUCAGUGUAAAUUUAUUGAGCACUCUUAGCACUCCAGAACAGUGAGAGAUCUACGAAAGAGGAUCUGGGCCACACAAAGAGAAAAAAGAAUUACUUACAGGAAGGAGAUUAAAGUCAAAAUUUCAUUAUUUAGGUCAAAAUUUCAAGAUUAAAAAAAUCGCAAUUAUGUCAAUAAAGACGAAAUUUGUAGAUUAAAAAUUGAAAUUUCGAGAUUAAAGUCAAAAUCUGGAGAUUACAACAUUUCGAACUGUUAUGAAAUGUGUAAAAAUUAUAAAUGUAAAAAAAUUAAAAUUUUGAGAUCGAAGUUGAAAAUUUGACUUUAUUCACAUACUUUUGAUUUUUUGUAUCUUGAACUUUCAUCAUUAAUCUCGAAAUUUAGAUUUUUUUUUUUUCUUUUCGACUUUUUAAAAUUUUUUACUUUAAUCUCAAAAUUUCGACUUUAAUCCCAAAAUGGAAAUUUUAAAAAUCUCUUUCCUGAAACGAUUUUUCUCUCUUCUUGUGGCCCUAAAGCCAAAGUCAUCUUACUGUCUAAUACUGGCUAACAUGAUAAAAAGGAUUUUUAUCGACACUCUUGCGAAGCUCCUCCCACCAAAGAUCGCCACUCUCUUAACUAACUCUGAGAGUGACGAUAAGCGUUAAGGAAUUCUGUAUCAUAACGAACAACAUUUACAUGGAUAACACCAUCUCAGUUUUAUGAACAAGCGUUGAACAUUUACUUAUGUAGAUGACAAAAACCCUAUCACAGUUUAAAGAUUGGAGCUGUUUCUACCCUAAAAGAGGUUAGUUUGAUGUGCUCUUUGGAUAAAAACACAAGGGUGUACUGUAUUUAACAACGACAAAACAACACUCAAGUAAAAACCAUUCCUGACCUCCUAUAGAUCAACAAGUCAACAUUUUUACAAGGUCUACAUUACCAUGCGGUGAUACUAGAGGUAUCUAGAUUAUCCAAAAAGGUGAAGUGCACAUCAGAUUAAUUUACAUUUAGAAACUAUGCACAAGUUAUGUACAGAAAGCCACAGCUUUCCACAUCCUUACUCGUCAUCACUGGCUGUACUUGGCCGUUUCGAUGGAGGCACCAGGUGAGACGGCAGCUCCCGAGGGAGCCAGUAACCCUCCAGUUUCCCCUCAAUAAGGUGGACUGCCAAAGCAAACUCUUCAUUAUCCAGCAUGCCAUCACCGUCCACAUCUGACAGCCUCCAGAUGUGAGCAAGCACAGAGUUGGGCAGCAGCGUGCUCGUCAUCCACUCUUUGACUUUAGUUCCACUCAGUUUACCCUCGUUUGGACUGAGGUUGUAGAAAAUCUCAUCAUAUUUGGGCUUAUAUUUCUCCACCACCCAGUCAUCAAAAUCUGCCUCACUGCUCUCGUCAUCCCUGAAUUCCUUGAAAGGGUCUCUCUUGUGAUGGUCACGCCUGAAUGUACCCAAGAAUUCACCGUCUAAAAUGCCAUGGAGGGAUUUCUUCCUCAGUUCUUGCUGCUGGAGUAGAGGUACCAGGUUUGCUAUGUCAGUGGACAGCAGUUUAUCCAAGGAAGCCAUGAGACUCGGCUUCAGUGUCUUGAACUUUGAGAAAUCCUGACCUAAAAGUUUCUCCUGAAAAAUAAGGAAUUGCAUAUAAGGUUCACAGAAAGCAUAAAGGUUGAUAACUCAUAGAUUUAGUAUUUAAGAAAUUAUGUUUGACCUGCAUCUUGGUGCAAUCGGGGAAGUCUCCUGCAGGGACUCGCUGCUGUUGCUGGAUCUUGGUGAAAAUUACAGGAAGCUGGUAAAUCAGAUUGUGCUUCUUACUUUCCUUGCAAAAAAUUGUCGGCAUCUCCUGUUUCAGGUAGCUGAUGAUGUGAGCAUGAGCCUAGGAGAGAGAAAAGCACAAAUGAAACCUAAGAUCUCAUAACGGCAUCUCUGUUUCUCUUGAAGACUCCAAAAACAGGCAACUGGACUGUGUAGAGUUGAGAAGACGUUUCUCUACACAGUCCAGUUGCCUGUUUUUGGAGUCUUCAAGAAAACCAUGACCUAGAUGAAUGAGAAUCUACAUGGACAUCUCUGUUUCUAUAUAUUCUCAGUAAAAUUUAAUUUUCGUGUUAUCUUACCCUCACUAAGCGCGCCCUCUUCACCAGGUCGUUCAGCUUUCGUAUAGCAGCGUUGCGCGGCAGGUUCCUGAUGUCAGUCAACAGAUCCUCCUCCUCCAGCUCAAUCAGCUGAUAAUGGUCGCACACCUGCCUCGGCUCCGACCAGAAAGAUCCAAUGUAAACCCUCAAGAUCUCUGGGGUUCGAAACACUUUCCCUAGCGACCACAUGAGGGCGCCGUAUACUCUCAUCAGCUGCUGCGAGUCGACCCUGUCAGCCUUGUUGAGAACCACACGCAACUUGUCCUCGUAGCCAAGAAGAGCCCCAAAGGCCCGAGUGAGCUCAUCAGAGAACUCUAGUUUAUGUGCAUCAAACAGCAGGAUGAUCCGGUCCACACGCUCUGCGAACCAGCGCAGCACUGCUGGGAAGUCAUAGCCUGAGGAGAAGGAAGAAAACACAGGGUUUUCAUUAACACUGUAUGAAAUGGGGCGAGCCUAUCUGCCUGACUGGUGAGAGAACAUAUAAUGUAUCCCAGUGGUCCUCCCUAGAUUUGGAGCCAUUUGAGUUACACCCAUAGAUUAAUGUGUCCCUAAAACAAAGGAGAGACUGCUCAGUUCCUAAACGUCUGCCUCCUCCCCAGCUCACUGUGAUAUUACUUUCAGCUGGUAGGCUUCUGUCGAAGAAACUUUUAAUAUGUUGCGCUAAAGUAUCACAUUCCCUCUUUUUCAAGCAGAAAACUAAAUCCUACUGAGAACUACAAACAAAAACAGCUUCUAGAAAAAGAAAUAAACAGUUUUCUGACUGACCUCGACUCAGCUUUCUUUUAGCGGCUGUUAAAAUACCAGGCGUGUCGAUGAUGCUGAUACUCUCAAGGACUUUGUUGGGCAUCUGAGCACACUGGAACCUGCAGAAAGCAUGCAUCAACAUAAAACAAGACUCUCAAAAUCCUUAGUUUAGAGUAAAUAUUUCCAUAACUUCAUGUUAGACUCGUCUAGUCUACUCAUAGGUAAACAUGAAAUUAAUCAUUUCUGCUCCUAUUUUAUCUCUUGAUUCCUUUUACCUGUUGAGAAAAGCAUUUCCAAAAGGAUCAAGGUUGCGAAAGGGCUUUUUUGGAUCCACUGUCAGAGCAUUGCCGGGGAUGAUCCCUUCUGUCUCUCCAUACAUGAGCGCAGUGAAGCAGUCUGUUGUUGGCUCUGGUCCGACUCUGCUACCAGGAAAAUCUUGUUCUAUCAGAUACCUUAAACCAAAAGAAAUCACAGCCAUCACCAUUAUUGUUAUCCCUAAUAGAUGAAUGUAAAAUACAUGCACUUUUUUGACAUUUUUAAAGAGGCAUGCAAAGUUUAAGAUCUUUUUCCUACCGUAUAAAAGUUGUCUUUCCUGUUGAGUACUGACCCAUCACCAGCACCAUUGGUUUGUUGUCAAAGUCAGCAUCCUCAUAGCUUGGAGAAUGGAAGUGAUGGAAGGAAUAAUAUUUCUCUAUGGGCAGCAGCCUCUUAUAAUAAAGAUUCCUCAGCUCCUCUGUCACCAUAUUUACAUCCCCCAGUGUUUUAGGGUUGCUCCUGAACCUCCGUAUUGACAUGUCGGUGGAUUUCCUCCUCUUGAUUUCACAGUAAAGAAGCGUCUCACUCCUCUAACACCAAAACAGAAUGAUGGAAGAACAUGCACGAGGAAUAUUAUCAGUUUCUCACAGCUGUCUGCUCCUUACUGCAGCGGGACAUUAAGGGUGGAGAGGGUGUAACCAGAGUCUGCAGCUGCACCUAACAUAAAGCCAAUGUGAAGAGGGACAGGGUGGAGUGGAGUUCAGUUUUUUGUUGCUGUGAAGAGACAGACUUGGCAAAAAAAAACUCGUCAAUUAAUUGUUCUGAACGUUAAGUGAGGAUGUGGCUGCGUUUCAGUUUAAAAGUCCUAGAAAUCACACGGCUUGUUUUUGUUAAAAGCUCCUGUUAAUGUGAUAAAGAGUAGAGAAACCAGAGCCAACAUAACAAGGACUGCCGGAAAUCUCUUUCCUGAAUGACCAGCUGGUUCUUAAAUAAUCUUCAUUAUCAUACUGCAGUAGAGACGAAUAAUGCAACUCGGUUUUUAGUGGUCUUUAAAUUAAGUGAACCUUAACUUAAAGAAGUCUGACUUUUUGCUAAUGUGAUUUUCAGGUGUGUCUGUUUGCUUAUAUUAAAAUGUAACCUGAGUGUGUAGAGAGGAUUUCAUUCCAACAUUUUUCCUCUAAUUAGGUUUGACCACCUACAUUUUCAGAAACAACAAGUGCAAAGCUUUCUUGUUUUCUUUUCUUGACUUUCAAAAUAAACUUAUCCAGAGUUUCAUGAGCGAAGUUAUUCUGAAGGUUAUGCAUCCUACCCAUCCAAGUUAUACCUAGUUUAUGAGUGCAAUCCAUUUAUGGGUAAGAAUCAUUCAAACAUACUGAAACCAUUCAUCUUAGCGUAUAUGUCGGUCUGACUUGUGCUCUGUUUUCAAACUGAUUUCAUCCGCCCCUCAGCGUGUCCCAGGUGGACGCAUGGUGCCGGCUGCUCCAAGGAAUGUGACUGUGUUCAAGAACAUUCCACUGGCUGUGACCCCAAGACUGGGAGCUGUUUCUGUAAGGCUGCAUACCAAGGACCACAGUGUGAGAAAGGUAUUAGUACAUCCAAAUAGGAUAACUCACUUGGCGCGUGAGACCCUUCAAAUAAAAGCUGAAGCAGUGCAUGAAUACAAAAUAUAGAUCAUUUCAGGUCAUAACAGUGACUCUUAUAUUUGGUUAUCUUGCCUGCUGCAGCUGUAGCGCUAUGGUCUAAGUGAAGAAUGAACUUGGAACCAUGCAGAUAUCCAAAAUAAAUGUUUAGUUAAGUUUAGUUCAUUUUACUUUAGUUCAUUUUGGUUAAGUUAAGUUUAGUUCAGUUAAGUAUAGUUUAGUUCUGUUUAGUAUGGUUUAGUUUGGUUAAGUUUAGCUUAGUUAAGUUAAGUUAAGUUAAGGUAGGUUUAGAUUAGUUUGGUUCCAUUCAGUUUAGUUUAGUUUGGUUUAGUUUAGUUAAGAUUAGUUAAGUUAAGUUUAGUUUAGUUUGGUUUUAUUUGGUUUUGUUUAGUUUAGUUAAGUUUAGUUUAGUUUAGUUUAGUAUAGUAUAGUUUAGUUUAGUAAAGUUAAGUUUAGUUUAGUUUUGUGUGAUUAGUUUAGUUAAGAUUGGUUUAGUUAAGUUUAGUUUUAUUUGGUUUUGUUUAGUUUAGUUAAGUUUUGUUUAGUUUAGUUUAGUGUAGCUUAGUUUAGUUUAGCUUAGUUUAGUUUAGAUUAGUUUAGUUUGGUUUAGUUAAGUUUUGUUAAGUUUAGUUUAGUUUAGUUUAGUUAUGAUAAGGUGAUUUAAGUUAGUUUAGUUUAUUUCAGUUUAGUUCAGAUUAGUUUAGUUUAACUUAGUUUAGUUUACUUAAGUUUAGUCAGGUUUAGUUACGUUAAGUUUAGUCAGGUUCGGCUAGUUUAGGUUAGUUAUGAUAGGGUGAUUUAAGUUAGUUUAGUUUAGUUUAGUUUAGUAAAGUUUAGUUAAGUUAAGUUUAGUAAAGUUAAGUUAAGUUAAGUUAAGUUUAGUAAAGUUAAGUUUAGUUUAGUAAAGUUUAGUCAGGUUUAGUUAAGUUAAGUUUAGUCAGGUUCGGCUAGUUUACUUAGUUAAGUUUUCGUUUCGUUAAGUUGAGUCCAUAGUUUAGUUUUGUUAUUGCUACACUGUUCAGCUCCAGACUGUUUGCUUUGGAUCUGUAUAUUCCCAAUGCAGAAUGUGAGCUGGGCUUCUUUGGCGCAGGCUGUGAGCAACCAUGUGACUGUGCAGGUGGAGGGUCAUGUGACCCCAGGACUGGAGAGUGCAGCCAGCGAUGUCCUGCAGGUCUUCAUGGAGAGAAAUGUCAGCUGGGUGAGACAAGAAAAGCUCUUUUGUUCAUUGCAGUAGCAACAAUGCCUUGUUGUAAUUAUUCAAAGACAUGAAAAGUGGAAAAAAUAAGUAUUUCUUUCAAAACAUGUGUGAGAUAAUGUUUUUGUCUUCCAGUACUUUAAGAAGGACCCUUAAAUAGUUAUCUCCAGUCAAGGCUUUACUCCACAGCACUCUCAUGUGGCUGUAUCUUUGAUCAAAAAUGAUCAUAGUCCAAUACAAAGAGUCUCUGCAAGCACACAUGUGAAAUGUGUGGGCAUGCAAACAUGUGCCUGCAUGUGCAGUUGUUGUUUGCAUACUCGAUGUGUAUGUGAAUUUGUGCCUUUCUGAUUAACUAUGUCAACAUGAAAUGUUCUUUCUGACUUCUGGCGUCGUUGAAACCCUUUCACUUUACCAAUAAAUCUUUACUUUUUAUUCUCUGCUACUUUUGAUGGAUUGGGUGUCUCUUGCAUUUGCCUGGUCUGAGCAGGUGUUCUUUUUUACUGCAAAGCUGUUCAACCAGAAGUGUUUCACCGCAGCAGGGUGUCCUCUGGCUGUUUACUCUGUGGGUUGAUGGAAAGUUCAACCCGGUGUCUCGUGAUAUGAAAUGAUGCUGAGUGCCGUUCAGGAGCCUCUAGUAGAAGUAUAAUGGUGUGUCUCUGUGGAGUUGAGCAAGAUAACAGAGCCGAGUUACAGUACGUCAGCACUGAAAAGAAGUCCAGGCCCUGGCUCAGUUGGCUGGGUUUGUUACAGUCGAUUGCAGGGCGGCUCAUGAGAGGAGCGAUUAACUUCUGUAACUACCUCAGAGGCUUUUGGCAUAGACUGAAAAAAUAAACAGAAAAUAAUUGAGCAGUUCUAAAGUUUCAGUUCUGGAGUCCUCCUUUUUGAACCAUAUUCACAGAGUAGUUCAUUCCUGUCUUGUGUUUCAUGAGGGGUGUGUAUGUUACACUGUGACUGUUGUGUAAUAUUUUUCUCUUUAAUUUCUUAUGUGUGUUUGUGUGUAUUAAUAGCUUGUCCAUCAUUGAGAUAUGGUGAGAGCUGUCGUCUCACUUGUGACUGUGGAGGAGCUCCGUGUUAUCCUGUAACUGGACAGUGCAUCUGUCCUGCUGGAAAGACUGGACAGUCCUGUCAGGAAGGUGCGUCUAUUUUUUCUUUUCUGAAUCUUUCUUUCAUUUAAAGGGAUAUCCCGGUGUAAAAUUAAGUUUGGGGCCAAACACACGGUGACACAAAGUUAGACAUCACCUCGAGAGAUAAAUGUUGCCAACCGCUUGCUUCUCUAGUUAUACCAACUUCAGUAACGACCGCAUGAUAGCAAUACACAUUAGUCUCUGUGGCCACAUGCACACCUCAACCAAAAAGCCACUCUAAAUGUGCUUGCUUGAGGUGCACCCCCACGCCUCAGUCAAUGAUAGACUGGCCUGAGGUCUCGCUACAAACAAGCUGCUGCUGGAAGAAAGUAGGUGAGUUGUGUUUAGUCUCUCUGCUAUAGAAAUUAGGCAAAGCUAAAAAGAUGUUAGUGGUGGCUAGUGCUAUGGCUUGGACCCUAUAUGUACUGUUGAUGAAGUUAUGUGCUGUUCUGAGCAUUAUUUGUGGCUAUAGAGUGGCAUUUUGGUUGAGGUUUGUUUAUGGCUCCUCAGACUGCUGUGUAUUGCUAUUGUGCGGUUGUUACUAAAGUUGUUAUAACUAGAGAAGUAAGCAGUCAGCAACAUUCAUCUCUCAAAGGGGCGUCUAAAUCUGUGUUACGGUGUGUUUGACCCUAACUUAAUUUUACACCGGAACAUCCCUUUAUUGGUCUAAAUGGUGGCCAUAAACUGCCAUUAUAUAACACUUCCUCUUGUCUUCUAACCACUCAAAGUGCUUUUACACAUGUCACAUUCACCCAUGCACUGAUGACAGAGGCUGCUCGGUAAAGCACCAUCAGUUUUGACUGAUCCAUUCACACACCACUGGGCAGUAGGGGUCAAGUGUGCUGCCCACUUCAGCAUGUGUACAGCUGAACCUGCUUUCAAACCCCCAACCUUCUGAUUGAGAGUCAACCAACUCUACAAACUGAGCCACAGAUGCCCAUUGUGACAACUCUUUAUAUAGCAGUUUUAGGACAUGGUUUAUGUUGUGGCAGGCCAUGAGAAAGGUGACUAAAACAGAGGACCUGGUUGAACUCAGUGACACUGUGAGCCCACAGUUUUAGCCAGUUCUAGCAGACUGGAUCACUGGGAUGUUUGUGUUGUGUGGCCUCCCUCUUAAAACUAAGAGCAGUUUAAACUUGUCCUCUGCUAUGCAGCCUACUGACUUUUUAAUACAUUUCUCACUCUAAUGAUUCAAAUAUAAGUGGCUUUAAGGCUUUACAGAGACGUAACUAACAUAAGAGGCUUACUGCUUACUUAAUCUGAAAGAUACUUGAUGCUCCCCAGACUGCUCUGAUGGAUUCUGGGGGUUGAAGUGCCAGUCAUCUUGCCCUAGCUGUGAGAAUGGAGGCUCCUGCAACAAGCAAACAGGCGUCUGUGAUUGCAAAGAAGGCUUCACAGGAAACCUCUGUGAAAAUGGUGAGUUUAAACCAACAGAAAAGGAGUAUCUAAGAAAUUUAGUCUACUAAUUCAUUUAGGGAAUUUCAUUUGCAUGCAAUGUGUUGUUGUUGACAGUAUGGCCCUGCCCUUCCAUAUAUGAAUGUGGAAAGGGGGUGGCACACCUCUCCUCCCCUUCAUGUGCAUAGAUGAGAAGUCAAGGUAGGGAGAGCAGCAGCGAAGACCCCAGUGGAGCAGAACAGAGCAGACGCUAGUGACAAUACACAUGAUACUGGUGAAAUACCAUGCAGCAUUGACAGGAAGAGCUUGGGUGGAAGUGGGUGCAAAGUGUUUGUAGAGGAAGCAACAAGAGUAGGCAAGGUCAAGCUGUUUUGAUAGAGCAUAUUGGUAUUUGCCAAUUGGAUGCAGAGAUGGUAAGCGGCUAAGCUGUCAGCUGAGGUCCUGGGCUGAGCUCGACUCAAUAAAUACUUUGCUCAAUUUUACCACUUAUUCAGAUCUCUGAGUCUCAAAUAAAGAUUUAAAAAACAAGAACAUUUAAAUAACUGAUCUAAGCUUUUUGCUUCAAUUUUCUGACAUAAAAUCUUGUUUGAAGCUGCUUGUAUAUUAAGCAUGGUUAUUUGAAUUUCUUGUUGUAUACAGAGUGCCCCCUGGGAUUUCAUGGACCAGGCUGUUCCAUGACAUGUUCAUGUCACACUGCUGCUACUUGUGACCCACAGACUGGACACUGUGUCUGCCCUCCUGGCAAAAUGGGUCAUGACUGUGCAUCGUGUAAGAGCAGAUCAAAAGUAUAACUAUUAUUACUCAUUUUAGCUUUUAUCAGAUCAUGUGAGAUGCUAAUAAUAGAGUGGGAGAAAUAGAGUAAGUGACACAUUUACGACGAAACAAAUAAAUACAAUUCAGUUUAAUUUUCAAGAAUCAUUUGUUUUUCUUCUUAGCAUGUAAAUCAGGUUAUUGGGGACCAGGAUGUCUCAGUAAGUGCCAGUGCAACGAGACGUCUCUGGGAUGUGACACUGUCAGCGGUCAGUGUGUGUGUGAAGCUGGAUUCACUGGAGACCACUGCGAGAGGAGUGAGUGAACUUUUUAAAUAACACUGCCAUCUAGUGGGGUUUGGGACUCAUAACACCUUUUUAGUUCGUUUGUAUUACUCAAAGUAACCUGGAUGUUUGAUUUUAUUUUAAAUUUAAAUCAUGUACCUCUGCAGACUCUGUGGGAUAUGACUAACUUUGGAUGAAAGAUUUAAGUGUUUUACUUUAGAUUAUACAGUCAAGAGAUGAAGCUCAGAAAAUGCACCAAUCUCAUAAAAUGAAACAGUAUUCCUUGUUUUAUGAAAAGCUUCCUCUCACUCUUAAUCUUCCUCCCUCAUAUCUUCACUAUCAGAGUGUGUGAAUGGCAGCUAUGGGCAGGGAUGUACCCAGCAGUGCCGGUGUCAGAAUGGAGCUGCCUGUGACCAUGUGAGCGGAGCUUGCACAUGCUCACCUGGAUAUGCUGGAACUUACUGUGAAAAAGGUACGGUUUAAUUUUAUUUCUAACACACAUUCUUGUUCUUUUCCUGAUGAUAUCUCUCAUAAGAAGAUUGAAGGUUUCUUGUUGUUUGGAUUCAUUUUCAUCCGAACAUAAAUGUGAUUAAACCGUUUUUGAGAUUUAUUAGAAUGAUCUGGUUUAAUUAUUCGCUGGAUUCGUUUGAACAAGAAAGGUUACUUUACGCGACGGACAGAUGAAGCUUCAUGAAGCUUAUGAAGCUUUGGAGUUUUCAUUCAAUUCGUGUUGGUAAAGAUUAAAAGCUCUAAAGCUUCAAACUCUACAAGCAGUGUGACAUUUGUGAAACAAAUCUCAGACUUCUCAAAGAUUUUCUGAAGCAUCAGUACACCUCUCUGAUAUUCAUAGUUUUAGUCUUUUGAGAAAUAAUAGUCAGGAUAAAACUAUCUUUGAAUCUGCCCGCCUUUGUUCAGAGGUGCUGCGUUGAUUAGUUAAUAUUUCUGUGUGAGUUAGUCGUAAAUUAGUCAUAAACUAUGCAUUUUCACAAAGCUCCAUUAUUUAUUUACUGUAUUUUCUGAUAUAAAACAUAAGUAAAUAUAUUUGGUUGUUAAAUAAGUUGCAGAUUUUCUAUCUUUUAUUCUUUGUAAUUGAUUAGACAGUUAACAUAUGAGACUGUCAGAAGCUCGAGUUUGAGCUGCUGCCCUCAGCCCGCAGAUACCGGUGCCCAGCCCUCACCAAGAACAGGUCCAGGUGGUCGUUUGUACCAUGGGUGAUUUUACAAUUGAAUAAACUAAAAUAGAUUGUGGGCAGCUUUAUUCUUUAUUUUUAGAUACUGGUUCAGCUGGUCUGAGCACAGAUACAUUAUUUAAAGACUAUUUAUUGAAAUACUUUUUUGAAUUGACAAAGUACAGUGCAGUAGGAUUUUCAUAUCGUCUUUUCUGAGUUGUUUUGUUUUAUAUGGGACAGUGUAUGGAACUGUGUAUGUGUGCUGUCUUUGUGCAUGUUUUCAAAGUACUGCAAAUGAAUUUCCUCACGGGGACAACAUCAACCAACCUACCUACCUACCUACCUACCUACCUACGAGUUAAGCUUUAUAUGUCACUGGUCAUGUGACAUCCCAUUUUUCUUAUUAUAGCUGAGGCCGUGCAGUUCACUCAGUAAUAUAAGCUUUGGUAUAUGCUCAUUUUAUGUAACUUGUAGUAUGAAUAAGGUUAUACUUGGCCCAUUAUUUGCAUCUUUUACUUGAAAAAAUCUUGUCUUAAUGUCUAUCUAUGACCAAAUUAUUUGAGGUGUAUCUUAUUUGACAUCUUAGAUGAUGUCUCAGAGGCACAGAGCCCUCCUUUGUAUUUCUGCUUUUGUGUCUCUGCACAUGCGGUGCUCUUUACUCACAAAAAAAGGAGCUAGAACAAUCCUAGAAAUAGAUAUAUAUUCGAGCUUCACAUGUAAGAAUUUGCAACUGUUCUCUGUCUUAGAAAAGUAGUGCUAACUGAAAAUUUGGACUUUGGGUUGUUGAUUUGACACAAAAAAGUUUCAAAGUGAUGUUUGUCAUCCCUGAAUCCUCAAUGGAGGCAGCUUCUCUCAGGCACAAGCUACAUGAAAUCAGCAGUCAUCAUAUUUUGAUACACUAGAGGGCACUGCAAGACACUCUUCUGAUUUUCUCAUCUGCGCCUCAGUUUCGGUGAAUCACCACACAGAUUCAAUGAAUCAUCAGAUUGUCCGUGUAAUGUCAUAACCAAAACCAUUUUAAAACCACACAAAUCCCAAGAUAUAAUUUGUAUGAGUCAUCUUGGGGCAGAUUGACUGUAUUUCAUAGGCUGCAGAGUUUUUCUACGCAUCUUGCCAUGGCAAACCCCUCAAGUAACCAAUAUUUUUUCUCAUCAUGGGGAUAUUUUUACUGUACUGCAAGACGAACAAGCAGUCCAAGAGUCUUAACAAUGUAAUAGAUUUGUUCUUGAUUAUAGUCUUUUGACUUGAAAUGCCCUCAUGUUAUUGCAAGUGUAAGAUUUAGUGUGAGAGUACGACCAGGGCCAGAAAUUCAUACCACCUCUGUAGCACACGGGGCAUUGUAAAUCACAGGCGUGUCACACUAGAACGGAGUUUCACAUCCCCAGUCAUAACAGUCUAAUGGCCUCAGACACAGACGUUGCUCUGAUUGGACAUCUCUGUGGAAAGACGGCUAUCGUUCGGACCAGAUUCUGUUUUCUGAGAGCCGGUUUCUCCUCAAACAGAGGUGUCCAGUUUCUCCGUCUUCUGCUGGGCCUCUUCCUUAAGGAGACGUCAGGAAGAGGCCUGUGCUAUGAGAAGGACCAGAUCUCUCUCUGGUGCAUCUGUUUCACAGAAUUAAAAUGGAAAGAGAUGACUUUCCACUUUAGCGUGUGAGAUUCAACGUGGGCGAUAUUCUCUUUUCGUGACAUUAUUUGCGGAAAGGACUGGAUCUGGAAGACACAAAAAGGUUGUUACUAUGGGGAAAUGCAUAGUUUCAUUGAGUAUUCUUGUGGCAUUGAGCUUGAUACUAAACAUUUCUGUCAAGCCUUGUCAGAGGAGGCGAUCCAUUGUGCUGACAUGGGUCCUGCACACUGGACCACUUCAAUUAACGUGGAUUGUGCUUCGUUUCUAGUUUUCAGCUUUGAUGUUCGUAUCAAAAUAGCUCAUUUGGUUGCGAUAAAAAAGAAGCCUGGUUCAGCUGGCAUCGAACAUCCGCGUUAUUGUCGAAGAAACCGGGUUGUUUUGAUGUUGUUGUGUUGACCUCUUUCAGUGUAUAGACCCUGAAUAGCACCAGGAAGUUCUAUUCUGUGUUGGCUCUAUCCGCUCUAUUUCUGUGGCCUGCCCUCCCCGGCUGUGUGGUCUUUGGACCUGCUUUAUGGGCUGACAGCAGCGGCUCUUACACAACCAGGAAUCUGGAAAUAAUCCUCCUGUCUAAAAGAGCUCAUUUAGUGCAGAGAUGGAGUCUUUCAACGAUGGCACAGUGUGUGUGUGUGUGUGUCUGUGUGUGUGUGGGGUGGACUGAAUCACUCUGUGCCUACCUAUAAACAAAGAGAAAGAGAGAAUAGUCUUUACUUACCAACACUUGUGGACUGUGUUAAUACCAGAAGACAGAUUGUUGCUCCAUUGUUUAAAUGGAAACCAAUCGCCCCCUGCUGGAUGAAGAAUUCGUAAACUUGAAGUGUUGUAGUGACACAUGGAAAAUUAAAGGGCUAUCCAGCGUAAAAUUAAGUUAGGGUAAAACACACCAUAACAUCGAGUUAGACACCCUCUUGAGAGAUGAAUGUUGCUGACUGCUCGCUUCUCUAGUUAUACCAACGUUAGUAACGACCGCACGAUAGCAAUACACAGCGGUUUCAGGAGCCAUGCACAAACCUUAACCAAAACGCCACUCUAUAACCACAAAGAAUGCUCAGAACAGCACCUAACUUCAUCAACAGUACAUAUAGGGUACUAGCCACAGCACUAGCCACCAAAUAUCUUUUUAACUUUGCCUGAUUUCUUUAGCAAAGAGACUAAACACAACUCACCCACUCUCUUCUAGCAGCCGCUUGUUUGUAGUGAGACCUCGGGCCAGUCCAUUACGGACUGCAGUGGGGUGACACAGCUCAAGGAAGAACAUUUAUGAUCAUGUCUUGGAAUGGAAAAUGUCAUGGAAAUACAAUCAGACCGAGAUGCUAAGGCAGAGGAACAACCGCGUCUGCAGUGCAAAAUUAUUAAUAUGGUGAUUAUUACCUCAAGGAAAUGAAAAAAUAAUGAUCAUAAAUGUUCUUCCUUGAGCUGCGUCACACCGCAGCAGUCCGUAACGGACUGGCUGAGGUCACACUACAAACAAGCGGCUGCUGGAAGAGAGUAGGUGAGUUGUGUUUAGUCUCUUUGCUAUUGAAAUCAGGCAAAGCUAAAAAGAUAUUUGGUGGCUAGUACUAUGGCUGGGACCCUAUAUGUACUGUUGAUGAAGUUAGGUGCUGUUCUGAACAUUAUUUGUGACUAUAGAGUGGCUUUUUGGUUGAGGUUUGUUUAUGGCUCCUUAGACCACCGUUUAUUGCUAUUGUGUGGUCAUUACUAAAGUUGGUAUAACUAGAGAAGCAAGCGGUUGGCAACAUUUAUCUCUUGAGGGGGUGUCUAACUUGGUGUUACAGUGUUUGACCCUAACUUAAUUUUACGCCGGAAUAUCCCUUUAAAGGGAUGUUGUGACAACAAUGGAGAAAGUGUCAAAAUACUCUGUGAUUACAGUGUGAGUGUAACUCAUUUCUCUCUAAUGUAUCAGUGCUAAUUUUAUUUAUCAUUCAAAAUAAUAGAUGAGGUUCCCGAAACAUCCAGCAGGACUAAAAGAUGUUGCUAUGGUGUCAGAAUUCCUAUCCUAAUAACAAACAGCAGAUAAUUAAGCUGUGAUUUAGCCGCAGCGCUACCACAGACCUAAUGUACAGCUGGAUUAAAAUGACAGCAUCCUCAGUGGGUUGGCUUUAAUAACAUCACAGCCUUAACCACUACAGAGGAAAGCAAAGACGUCAUGCUGUCAGCGUGGGAACACAGAGACAGCCAUGCCAGAAACUGCUGAGCAGGAAGGAUACUUUCCCAAUUUGAGGCCUUGAGGCAAAAAAUAACAGGAGGAGUGGACAGCAUCAUCAAUUUGAGCAGGAGAAGCAAGGGGGAUGAUGCAUAAACCUUGGCGGAACACCCGGAGUACUGCAGCAUUUAGAAAACACAAAACCACCGAGUUACACAUUUCUGCUGCAGUCCCAAUUUGUGGCUUCCUUUGGUAACAUGGUCCACUGCUUCCCCCUAAAGAUAGAAGAUGUGGUGUGUAAAUGAAAUGCUGGCUGCUGCAGUAAUAAAGGUUCAAAGCCCUAUCAGGAUCAGGUUUUCUCACUUGUUACUGCUAAAAAAAAAAAACAGACGAGACAAAUAACUGCUUGUACGAUUUAGAUAAAUAAAUCAAAUAUGUUUUUUUUUUAGUGGCAAAUUGAGUAAUGAAAACAGAGCCAGACAGCAAACAGAGUUUCCUUCUCUGGUGAAGUUAUGUUUACCCUCGGGUGGGAAUCAAUCAUCCUGAUUUUAGCUUGAUUGUAGGCACAUAUUUACAAAUCUCUCCAAGUGUUGUUUAUUUCUAAACACUCAAACAACCUCUCUAGCAGUCUGUAAGAAUAAGAGAUAAACUUUUUGUCCUCGUUUCAUAGACAUUACUGAAGGUACAAGUGUGUGUGUGGGUGUGCGAUAGGGCGGCACAGUAACCUGGCUUUGUUUUGCAGUGUAUUGGUGAGGCAUGUGGACUCAGCAGGUGCUCUAAUUACCAGCUUUCUCUGCACCCUCUACACCCAGAAAAAGAGAACGGUCUUAAGAGCUGCCGUGGACUUUGAUGUGGCCCAGAUCCACCACACAUGUGGGACAUGAGCUCACUUAACGAAUGCAGACCCUCUGCAAAUGAACAGCCGCAGCAUGGUGCCGCAAUUUGAUAUCGGUAUUUUCAGUAGGUGGUAAGACAGAGAGGGAAAGUAGGAGAGAAAAGAUGGGGAAGAGAAAGAAGUGAAAAAAAGAAAGUAGCUGGCAUCUGAACCUUUCCUCUCCUUUUUUUUACGAAGCUGCCAGUUCUAACCAGUCGGAUGUUUUAUCUCGGCCCACAGUGUGCCCGGACGGCUUUUACGGUCUUGACUGUGGCCAGAUGUGCGAGUGCAGGAACGGUGCCCGCUGCCACCACAUCACAGGAGCCUGCCUAUGCACCGCCGGCUGGGCAGGACCACACUGCAUUCUGGGUAAUGGAAGCCACAUCAUUAAAAUGGGGUGUGAGGGAGGCCCUCGCUGCAUCCCAUCACGACAUCCUCUCCUUAAACACAACUACGAUGUGUUUGUGAACAAUUAUCUCUACAACGAGCCUCUGCCGAUGACUUUUUUAGGGAUGGGUACGGGUGGAGAGCGGGGAGGAUAAGAGUGCCCUCAGGCGUACAUGGUUUAAUUAAGGUCUAUUCUGGAUAAAUGCACCCACGUGUUUAUGGUGAUCAACAUUAGGAGAGGAGAAAGUAACUCAAAGAGUCCUUAGUCGAGAACCAAUCAGUGUUCUCAUGCUAAACUUUUUUCAUGGAGUUGUUUUAAUGAAUCCAGUGAAAUGCCCACUGAAACUCUUAGUCUGUCAUCGUGCAGUCUUAUUCAAGACUUUCCUCUCGCCACAGUCAUUUUGUGGUCCUAACAACCCAAGCCAGAGUCAGCAGAAAACCACUUGUAUGACUUAAUGAUGCAUCUCUAUCAUUAGUGCAUUUUCCUCUUAUUUAGACCUCAAAUGUCAUCCACGGCUUUGAUCAUUACAGAGAAAUUCACGAUAAAUGACUGCAAUCAUGACUGCUCUUUAGUUAUGAAUUUAUAUCAAAAGGUGCGCAGGGGUGUGUAAAUGUAAUGUGUGUGAUGUGUUGGUGUGUUUAUGUGGUUGUGCAGAAUGCCCACAGGGUUACUUUGGAGAGCGGUGCAGUCAGACCUGUGGGUGUCAGAAUGGAGCCAGGUGUGACCACAUCAGCGGGCGAUGCAGCUGCGCAGCGGGCUGGACAGGCGUCAGCUGCCAAUUGCGUGAGUAGCUUAUCACUCAGCAUGACAAACCCUGUCUAAUGUUUCCUGUUUAGUAGCAGUGGGAUACACACUUAAACUCUUACUGCAGAUUAACAGGUUUACCUGGCUUCACCUCAUAAUCAUUAUUGAUUUUGUCUUAUAUAUUCUAGUGUCUUGUUUUGGGGGGAAUGCUUCUCUGUAAGACACAUCCAACCGUUUUGGUUCAUAAAUAUGCAUUAUGACUUAAAAUAGCAGUGAAUAGUGACAGUUAACUUGAAGUUCAGUAGUUUUACCUGCAACAGAUAGAGAUGGACGGACUUUUUGUUUGAACUUUUAUCAUGAAAUCAUGAACAAAAACUUUCGGGUGACAUUUUAUUUAUGUUUUUAAAAGUUAUAAGCACUUUUUAAAAUGUCAUGUUUCUGAGAUCAUUUGAUGCGCCCACUUGGUUGCAAAAAUGUGCAUCCUAAAUUAAAAAAAAAAAAAAAAAAUCAUGUAAGUAACUCCAAAUACAGGUUUUUAUGACAGAGGAUUAGGGCCACAAGAACAGAAAAAUAUAAGAACAGUAGGGAGUUUUUUUUAAAUUUCCAUCUCUAGAUUAAAGUCAAAAUUUCGAGGUUAAAGUUGAAAUUUUUUCGAGAUUAAAGUCGAAAUUUAAAAAAGUGGAAGUGAAAAAGGUCGAAAUUUCGAGAUUAAAGUUGAAAUUUUGACUUUAUUCACAUUUUAACAUCUUUUAAUCUCGAAACAUCAACUUCAAUGUCAAAUUUAUCAUCUCGAAAUUUCGACAUCAUUCACUACAUUUCAACAUUUUGUAAUCUCAAAAUGUCAUCUUUAAUGUCAAAUUUUAAUUCACGAAAUUGUGAAAUCAUUCACGACAUUUCGACAUUUUUAAUCUUGAAAUUUUGAGUCAAUAUUUCAAAAUUUAAAAAAGUGGAAGUGAAAAAAGUCAAAAUUUCAUUAUUGAAGUCGAAAUUUCGACUUAAUUCAUGACAUUUAUACAUUUUGUAAUCUUGAAAUAUCAACCUUAAUGUCAAAUUUUAAAGCUCGAAAUUUCGACAUUAUUCACAACAUUUUGACAUUUUUCAUCUCAAAAUUUCGAUUUUUUUCAUUUCGACUUUGAAAAUUUUGACUUUAAUCUCGAAAUAAAAAUUUCAAAAAUCUCCCUCCUUUUCUUAUUUUUUUCUCUUCUUGCGGCCCUAAUCCUCUUUCGUAGGUUUCUGUACAUUAGUAUCGGAAAGAGGAAAUUGAAAUGUUGAUUUUUUUCUUUCCGUACGUAACUUUUGGCUUUUAGUUGUCUCAUACUCACCUGUUUUUGGAGGAUUUAUACAUGCAAAUAAGUGGUACUGGAGGACAUUGAGAUGAAAAAAGAUAUUUUGAAUACAAUUGGGUUGGAUAAUUAUUUAGUCGUUAAUUUUCUUCCCCCUUAUUGCACCCAUGUAGGUUACUUAAAUGUGUUUUUUCUUUGUGUGACGGCAGCCUGUCCUGCAGAAACAUUUGGGGAAAACUGUCUCGGACAAUGUGUGUGUCAAAACGGAGGCUCUUGUGACAGUGUGACAGGCCACUGCUCCUGCCCGCCAGGCUGGACAGGUGCUGCCUGUGAGUCAGGUGAGUUCAAAAACAUAAACGUUUUUAUUGCACUGGGGUACAUGUGUGUUUACAUUUUAUGCGUUCUUGUUUUAAUCAGUCUAUAUCUUUUCACUGCGAUGUUUAUAAUUUUGCACCUUGGUCUUCCAUCUGAGGUUUCCUUUCCGUCUCUCCUAGAGUGCGGGGACGGGCAUUAUGGGGAGAACUGCACACAGGCCUGCAGCUGUGUGAAUGGAGGACAAUGUAACAGAGGGACAGGAAGAUGUGUGUGUCUGCCUGGGUGGACAGGAGAGCUCUGUCAAACAGGUGACCUCCCGACCUCAACAUCAGCACGUUACAUGACAUAAAAUUGAUACUCACUGAGCAUUUCAGCUUCUGCCAGUGUCAUUUGUUAUCCUUUACUAGUUUUAUUUACAUGCAGUAUAUAUUGAAGAACAGCCUACAAAGAUUUUCCUUUUAUCUUUCUUUACUUAAGAUCUCUAACUGCUGCAAACUUGAAAAUUGCUGUUAGAGCAAUUAGUGCAAUUAGCCUCGGCUAAAUAGGUACAAAACCUUUUAAAAGUUUUCUUUUUGGACUGAACACGUACUAUUGUGUGUUCUGUCUGAAGCCUGUUCUGAGGGAUUCUUUGGCGAAGGCUGUGAGCGGCGGUGCGACUGCAUCCAUGGUUUGAGCUGCCACCAUGUGACGGGUCGCUGUGAGUGUGAGCCAGGCUGGAGAGGAGCCAGCUGUGACAAACGUGAGUGUGUGUGUGUCUGUAGGAGCAAGGAAGUUACAAACAGAAUUAAAAUAGGAAAAGAGGAGCUUUGAACUUCUAGAUGAACUGAUUAUGUGUUCUUGCUUGUGGACGUUAAACCCUCAGCCUGCCUUCCGGGGUCCUAUGGGGCUUCCUGUGCCCAACGGUGUGACUGCCGGGCUGGGGUGUCCUGUCACCAUGAGACGGGGAGUUGUGGGUGUCCAGCUGGGUUUACAGGGCCUGGUUGUGAAAAAGGUAAGAGUGAAGGUGACAUUGAACUUUGCAGCACACAUGAAACCCACUGAGUGUUUUUUGGUCUAAAAGAGGUCUAAUAUACGUCUAAAUGUAGCCUAGAUGUCUUGUCUAAAAUCAGGUUACCACAGGUCAAAAAAUGAAAGUUUUUGGUCUAAAUUUAGACCAAGUUUAUAUCAAGUUUAAAUCUGGGCUAUAUCGAUAAUACACUGUAUUUUGCUCAAUGGCUAUCAUAAUUAUCUUGGUUAAAUACCUAGAGAUCAGUUAUGCAACUCACAGUUCCUUUUGAAAUAAAUAGUUAUCAAAUAAUAGGUUAAAGUGCAACGUCUAAAUUCUGUCUAAAAAUAUACAAAAUUUAGACGGUUGACAUUAGGUCUAAAAACAAACUAGACGUCUAAUAGCCGUCUAUUGCUUUGCUGUCUUUAAUGUCAGUGAAUCAGCAUAUGAAUGAGACGCUGAUUCAGUCAUAUGAAUUUUGUACUUCACAUAUUUGCAAAUGUGUCUUAUUGUAUAGGUGCUUGUUUGAUAGUCUUGGCACUUUUUUGAUAUUACGGUCACUCAAAACUGUUUGUGCAACAUACUUGGGAUGCACCGAUCCACUUUUUUCACCUCCAAUACCAAUACAGAUAUCACCAGUCUUGUAUCGACUGAUCCAAUUCAGAUACAGAUAAGCCAGGCUGAAUUACCUUUUGUUGUAACCUGAAGUUUUACCACUGCCCCUUGGAACAUUUACUGCGCAGGUAUUGCAAGUGGCUGUUGAGCUUGUAGGCUGAGGUAUUGUGUUAGAGUUCAAGAUAGCAGACCCCUUUGCUCGCUCCAUUUCGAAAACAUUGUGGGCAUCUGCUCAGCGUGUUUACUUGUGGAUGCCACUCAAGGCGCAUAGCAUAGACUUAGACUGAAUAGAUCAGCCCCUAUGCAUCGGGAUCGGGCCCAUUGUCGCGAUACCCGAUCUAGAAUUUUCUUCAGUAUCAGGACGGAUACCAAGAUACCAAGAUCAAAUGUCAGAUCAGUGCGUCCCUACAACAUACUAGAUGUGCAAAGUUGAAAAAACACUCAGACGAGGCAUCAUGGGGUUAAAAUGUUCACCAAGAAUGAUUCUCUCAGCUCUGAUUAAAAUUUCUUUCCUCUCAUUCUCAUGGGAAAGAUUAGCAUGUAUUCCAUUCCAGGAAAUGCACUCUACAGAGGCACUAAACUCUCACUGUCACAGGAUUUUAUGCUAAUGUUUCAUUAUUUAGACUGUACCGUUAAAGACUGUGUACAAGCAGCUUCCCCACUCAGCCCUUCAUCACUCCUUCUAUACCCCCAGCUCCCUUCCUCUCCUCAUACACUCCCCAGACAUCUGAUAAACGUUACACACCAGUUGCCAAGUAAAACAGAAGGCAUUGUUUUUGUCUCCUCGGCGGCGGAUAAGGGCUUUUGGAAAGCAGACAUGCAUAAUGACAGCAGCGUAAUUGCCUCUUUAGUCUGGAGUUCUUUCUUAUCUGUCCCCCACGCCGCCUGCUGCUGCCUGACUGAGUAUCCGAGUGCUGUGGUCUCACCCCAAAACAUGUUCGGUUCACAGAUUCAUCUUGUUUGCUAUGACUGAUUGUCUACGGGCUCCAUUCAUUAUUUUGAUGAGCAUAUGUGAAUGUAUGAAGAGAGGGUGUGUGAAAGAAUGUCCCUCUGAGUCCAUCUGGGUUUGGGCACCAGAGAAAAUAGCUGGGAGUUUUGGUUUUGUUGGUCAACGGUGAAUGUUCCAGUAUGUCCACAGAGCAAUCUGAAGGGAAAGGGAUGAAAGGAAAAUAUCCCACAAAAUACUUAAUGCUCACAUCUAUCUGUUGUUAUAAUCCUAUAAAAAACUACUUAUAGCUGUAGAACACUAAGACCCUGUGUUUGCUGACAGACUUAAAAAUCUGUGUCUGCUACUGGACUGAAUGUUACACAAGUUAAACUAUAAACUCUGUUUGUGAACUUGAAGUAACCCAGCUGGUGUUUCAUUUUUUCCUGUGCAAUAUUUUUGGCAAGUAUUUCUUAUUUGAAAACUUAAUAAUCAAAAAUGUCAGAAGGCGUAAAAAAUAUUUGCUGAGCAUUUCAAAAAUUUUGAGAUAAAUCAAUCUUUGUAACAGAGGUGCAUUUCAAUGAUUUACACAUUUAAAUUUUAGAGUCGUAUGCUAUGUUAGAGUGUUAGGGCCAUAUUAAGAAAAAAAAAAUUAUAAAACUUUGAGAUUAAAAUCAUUAAUUUAAAAGAAUAAAGUAAUUACUUACGAGAAUAAAGUCGUAAUAAAAUCAUUAUGAUACUUAUGAUAAUGUGGUGCUGAUGUGCCAAAAGAUUAAGUAUCUCCUUGUUUGAGAAACAUCUAUUGAAGUUAAUUUUCACAAAAUGCUCCAUGGCUCUCAUUUCAACAACUGUCAUCUUAAACAACUGGUUAGAAUAUAAGGAUUUUAAGUUAUUACUUUGCUACAACUUUAUUCUCGUAAAUUAUGAUUAUUUCCUCGUAAGUUAAUGACUUUAAUCUCAAAAUCUUCAUUUUUUUUCUUAAUGUGGCCCUAAUUCUCCAUCGUAGUAUGCCACAUACUUCCAGCUCAACAAAUUCAUGUUUUUUUUAUGUUUGUCUGAUAUAUUUUUCUUUUUUUAAAUUUUUUUAAAAUUAUAUUUUAUUUUAGCCUGCCCCGCUGGUACAUACGGGCAGAACUGCAGCCAGCUGUGCGGUUGUUCAGGAGACCAUGAGCAGUGUCAUCCUGCGACAGGGAAAUGUAGCUGCUUACCUGGUUACUACGGUGCCCGCUGUGAACUGAGUAAGUGUUAUGUUAUUAUUGCUUAUAUUGCACUGUUAGAUAUAAUGUUUUCACAUAUAUGGGGUUGUUUCUUGCAAGCACAGUGUUGAAAAAACCUUGAUAAGACCAUCUGCUCUUUGCCAUGGUUUGUCUCCAGGAUGCCGAGCAGGAACCUUUGGGCCAAACUGCAAGUCCAGAUGCAGCUGCAUCAAUGGUGGUCGCUGUGACUUCAGGACUGGGACUUGCUACUGUCCUCCUGGCUUUAUUGGAGCUGACUGCAGUUUAAGUUAGUAAAGAAACCAGAACCUUGUUUGUACUGAGAUCGGAAAAAAAGGUUCUACCUUUCCAUUCUUUCCUUUUUAAAGUUACUGUGGGUAGAAACGGGAUUAUUUAGAGGUCAGAUUCUAGAUAAAAACUCUCUCCUUCUUGCAGCCUUUGUGAGGAGACAAGAAGGACAUGUGAUGCACGCUAAAUAUGGUCCAUCACAACAACUACUUUUCUUCUUUUUCCAUUCUAGUGCAUUUCACACAGACACUCACCAAAUAUAAAAACAUGGAUGUCAUGAAUUAUGCUAGGGUUGAAACAUGGUGGUGCAGGAUAGCUGCCUCCUUGACUGACUCCUUAUGUAGAUAUAAAUGGCUUUUUAUAAACUAAACCAUCUGUCAAGUGAUAAGACACAAAUUUAAACACACCGAUGAACAUUAUACUCCAUUUCUACAAAGUCUGCUCUUGUAAGUAUUGCUUAAAACUACACACUGUACCUUUAAUCAUAAUUACCCAUAUUGGAGAAAAAUCAGAUGCAGCUCUGAGGGUUUAUAAAAUGAUGUUCUUUAUCUUUAUAAAUAUUUAAGUGUAUAAGAGGACGUGUUUGUUUUACAAAGGUUGCCCCAGUGGGUACUAUGGGAAGGACUGUGCUAAGCUGUGCUCCUGCGGAGAGGGAGGGGACUGCCACAAAGUAACUGGGAAGUGUAUCUGUGCCCCUGGUAGGAUGGGACAGUCCUGCCAACAAGGUGAGCUGUUUGAUUGAGUUGAUUCAUAACUGUAUGCUGUGAAACCCUAAAACACUGAUUCUUGUGUGUAUGCUUUCGUAAAGGCAGCAUCUGAUAUUUUUAUGUGCAUUUUUGUAAAUGAAUAAAUUAUUCAUGAUUAAUUUUUAGAAUACAGAAUGUACCAAAAUACAUUAGCAUUUAUAGAGACAUGAAGUCGUAAUUUAAUGCAAUUUACGUAAAAAGUAAAAUGACAACAAAAAUAUUUAUUGAUGCAUGUUCAAAAUAUUUCAGUUUCAUGUAGUAGGUUGUUGUUGGCACCUUAAAAAAAAUAAAUGGACAUAUUCUGAAGCAAGGAGGCAAGUAUAUUUAGUAAUUUCACAAACUUCUAUUUCUAACUUUUAAUAAAAUACAUAAAGAUGAUUUUAAUGUUGUCAGCCAUCGUUUAACCCUUAUUUGUAGUCAAAGCACCACUGACCUGAUUUGCAGAAGUGGAAAACUCUGUAACUAAUAUGCUCCUCAAAAAUUGGAAGUCUUGACUGCAAAGUGAAAAACAACCACUAAAAUGAGGGAGCAUUUUGCAGCAUUUUUCUCUGUAUAUUUAAGUAACAAAUUCUCCAUUUCCUGUGAGUGAGGCCUCUGAUGAUCACAGGGCUGAUUUCCUGGGAAAAAAUAGAGUCAGAGUAGGAAUUCUUUAUCUCUUCCAUUAUCAGCAGCUCUGCUACAAUGCGAGUGGGGAUUUCCACUGCUGUUUGUGCUAAAUGGUCUCUUUUUCUGUCCUCUUGGAUUCAGUACACAUUAAGCUCCUCUUGUUGAAUGUUUACAGAGACCUAUAAGUAGCUCGUUCUCUGUGUUCCGUGUCGCUGAAUUUGGCAAAGAAGCAAAUAAACAAACAAGGAAAUCGAAGAUAACUUGCUUAUUGUUUUCUCAGUCUUAAUUACCCGGAGAAACAUGAUUAUUCUUCUAUAUCGGUGCCAAAUGAGACUACUCUGCCAUCUCUGUAAUGAGCUGUUGCUUAAAUAAACAUGAAUGUGGUCGGCGUAAUCUUGUAUAUGAGUUUGUGUGUGAAAGAAACAAAAAGACGGAGCACACGCUGGCACUUUGUAUCAUCUGUGUUUCGAGAGGAGAAAAGAAGGGCCUGGAGUUCUUUUCAUCCUCAUCUCCUCUUGAUAUUUCUCCAGCAUGUCCUAGGGGGCGCUAUGGCCUGCACUGCAGACACACAUGCAGCUGUCAGAAUGGGGGUCUGUGUGACCCUGUGGAUGGGUCCUGCAAGUGUGGACUGGGCUGGACAGGACCUCGCUGUGACACAGGUAUGACGGAUUAAACACAGUAGAAAAUGAUAUGAACUAAUCGGAUCCACUUGACUGUUGCUUGUGACUGAAUUUAAAAUUAUUUUCCAGGUUUUGAUACAGGUUGAGAUGAUUUUUAAGGAACAAAUGGGGUCCGGUAAUGACUGUAGAGUUUGUUGUUUCAGUUCAGUCUUUCCCCUCAAAAACUAACACAGUGCGUUUUGAUUUAAGUAAGCAUAAUGUUCGCUAGGUUGUGUCAUAUGCAGAGAAAAGUGGAAGAAAUAACUCUCUUUAAAGACACACUUCCAUGUGGCUUUUCUAGUUUUCAGAUUUAAAGCUCCUGUGAGGAGUUUUUUCUAAUAUUUAUGAAAUAGUCUGGAAUCCAUAGGGGUACCUUUUCAGGAUAUCCAAAAACCAGGAAGACCAUAGGCAACAAGAUUGAUGAUUCUUAUAUCUUGAUUUUUAAUGCCUGAAACCUUUGCAUGGGGGUAGGUGUCAACGUCCCAGCUAAAGAAACCGUUGAGUUUUUACAAUUUCCAAAUAAAAUAUUCGCUAUAAAUGAAAAUUUGGCUGUUUGAAGUCAGCAGGAUAAGAUUUUACAUUGAAAAUCAAAAGGUGAGCAUGUAAAGGACAAGUGAAGACCGUAAACUCCAGGGGGGCGUCAGAAUGGGCACAAACCAUAGACUGUAUAUAGAAUGGACAGCGUCUGCCUCCUCGCUGGGUGAAGCCACCCACCGAGAACAGCACCCUCUGUUGGCAGGCUGCAGUAUAAGUCAUAAAUUCCGCCUCCGCCAGCAAAGCUUAUGGGGCUGUGGACAAACUUUAGAAAUUUAUUACACAGAGCAUAAAUUUUUCUCCCUUGUGAUGUUGACAUGUAGUUACUGUAAGACUGGUUUGUGCUCAAGUCAUCACAGCGACUCUCGGUGACUCCUCCGCUGAAUGCGUACAAUGCUACAGCGCAGUAUUGGUUUCAGGAAAUGAAGAAAAAUCACAGAAAUAUCGACAGCUUUUCGGCUUCAAAUCCGUAUACAGGCAGGAAGUGGAACCAAGUUGUCCAUAGUAUUUACAGUCUAUGGCUCAAACUAAAAGACCCUUGCAGGCACUUUCAAUUCUGAAAACUGAAGGAAGUGGGUAAAACAGUAACCCUAAAAACAGCAGGUGUUGGAUCUUUGAAUCUAUCUCUCCAGUUAGAGUAGAAGCCACCCCCUCUCCUUGGUGUGUUUACAGUGAGCAGCUUGCCAGGGUCAGUGUCAAGAUCACUUAUUCCUUUAGUUUGGUGAAGUUUACUGUCUCAUACAAAGCCGGCACACCUAAAUUGCUGAUCAGAGGACUGCAGGUCAGGGAAUAUAUACGUACUGCAUCCAAAUAUAGAGUGAAAACUAGUGGGCUUUUCUUGUGGGAGUAAAAUUAACUCCAUUUGCUACAGCUGAUAGCCUAGUUUUCAUGACAGUCUUCUGGCCAAUUUCUCCAAAAAGAUGGGCAUCCUCUGACACCCACUCACUGUUGACAAGAAACUCAGACAACACCACUUAAAAAAAUACAAUUAAUACGAUUUCUGUUGAGUUACAUAGUUUGUGAUCUCUCUUAUUCAUAACUGAGUUUUGAUUGAGAAUGUGAAACCAUGUUUCUCUGUGUGUAGCGUGUUCAGUUGGGAAAUACGGACCUGACUGUGCACAUGACUGUCUGUGUGUCAACAAUGGGACCUGUGACCGCUUCACUGGUGACUGCAGCUGCACUGCUGGAUACUACGGCCACUCCUGUCAGCACAGUAUGUAAAAAAUAACUCAUUAUACUAAAACAAAUUUACUGAUAAUGUUAUCAGACUUCCUUGAUAUAUUAUAGUUAGAGCUCGGGUAGUAAAGUGUGGAGAAUGCUGAUUUGAACCAACCCUGAAAGAUGAUUUCAUUUCAUCUCUAGCCCUGAAAUAAUAAAGCUAGUUUCAGCUCCUUUUGUCCUGUAGGUUGCUCUUCUGGGUUCUUUGGAGUAAAUUGUGCCCAUACAUGUGACUGCAAAGUGGGGCAGUCAUGUGACCAUGAGACAGGCCAGUGUGAGUGUCCACCAGGCUACCAUGGCGCUCAGUGCCAAACACGUGAGUAUAUAUGAAUAUCUGAACAUAAAUGAAUUUGUAGAGGUGGCAGAUAAACUUAAAGUACUUUUUUAAAGAGGAGUGGUAUACAAUCCUACAACUAUUUCAUAGGGUUGAGCAUCCCCACAAAGAUGGGAACCUAAAAAACACACUUGUCAUUUGUGCUCAUUGAUAAAGAGGCACCUGGAAGCCCAGCUGCAGCAGGACACAGACCAAAGCAGACAUAAGCAAAAUGAAUGCAGGGUUUGGUAUGAGUGUGCUCUGGCAGGCAGGGCUGACAGACAGGCUUAGCAGGUAGGUGGGCAGGAAAGCAGGCUGGUUAUAUGAUGAGAGACAGGUGUUUCCUGACUGCUUAAUGCAUUCCUGUUACAUCCCUGUGCCCUCCUGCCUGCAUGUGCCGCUCUGAGCUUCAGUGUGAGCGCCUAAAUGACCACUUCAGUCCCGGCAGGAGAUAUGAGUGUGCAGAGCAGAGCAGCUGCAGGACUCAACGUACGCACAGCGCUCUAUCUGUGUGUGCCUGCAGGAACAGUCCCUUAUCACUAAACGCAUUUGUAAAUAUGAGAGAAUCAGGCAUGUUGUUCUUUCACAUGUAUUCAGGCAGACUGGACAGCUGAAAAUCUCCUGGAUUAAGAAAAAGUGUGACAAAGCAAACAACAGGUUACUAUGGUGAUGAGGAAGUGUAGACAAAAACAAAAUAAAAAGUAAUUUCAGGUAAUUAUUGUAAAAUGAAUUUUAGCCAUAAUACCCUAAUGGAACAAAAUACAUUACUGUAAAUUACUGCCAAAACAUUCAAGCAUUAAUUAUGUCUGUCAUGGAGAGUUUAAGAAGAACUGCAUUAUGUUGGAAAAGACCCUCGACUGAUAUCGUUCGCUCUUUGCUUAACUCUGUAUUACAAUCCUGCUUACUGUUCGGGUUUUCGGUAUUCCCCACCAUGAUUCAUGUUAUUUGCCCUCUUGAUCAGUCUCUUAUGUGUUCCCCAGUUUGUUUUCUACCAUCUGUCUCUACACAUUUGGAUGCAGAAUUAGGUGACCAUUUUUUUCAUUUUUUUUUUGAUGUAUAACAACAUUUUACACCAUACUGUAAGAUACGAUAUGAUCCAAUAUAAAUUUUGACAAUACUUUUCAUUAUGAUACACUGCCACGAUAUGAUAUGAAAUGAUGCAAUUGAGAUGAUGCAUUAUAAUGUGAUCAGUAGCAUCAAUAAAUAAAGGUUAUUUAAACAGGAAUAAUACCUAAAUAUAGAAGUCCUAAAAUAAGAAUAAGAAGAACUUUAUUAAUCCAUUAAAAGAAAUUCAAUUGUCUGUCAUCUCAAUUGUCUCAUUUGUCAUGUCUCUAAAAAAAAAAAAAAAAAAAAAAAAAAACAAAGAAAAAAAACAACCUUUUUCUAUUUACAUAAGAGUUAUAAAGUCUGAUGGCUGUUGGUACAAAAGAUCUUCUGAAUCUUUCUGUCCUGCAGUGAAGAGAGAGGAGCCGUCCACCACCAUUGGCCCUUUGGUCCAUUACAGUGUUGUGAAGUGGGUUAUCCGUGUUCUUUAGAAUAGUCUCCACCUCCCUCAGUGUAGAUCUCUCCACCAGUUUGUUCAGACGUCUUGCAUCUUUGUGUUUGAUGCUUCCUCCCCAGCAGACUGCAGCGUAGAACAGAAAAGUCUAAAAGUCUCUUAAGAAAGGAAAUGAAGAAUGUUUUGCUAGACAAUGAAAGCACCCAUGACCAGAGUUAUACAAUAACGCUUCUCUAUUUGUGAUUUAAUGCAGGUUGUGACGCUGGUAGAUUUGGAGUGGGCUGUGAACAGUCAUGUGACUGUGCUGGUGAAGUCCUGUGCGACCCAACAUCUGGACAGUGCCAGUGUCCUCCAGGAAAAACAGGACAGAGAUGUGAGAAAGGUAAAUGCCACCUGGGGGGAAACCCUUUAACAAUCAUCUGUGGAAGUCCGUCCUGCAGAAACACACUGUCUUUCUUUUUAAUGUGCUUACGCUCCUUCACUUUUCUCUGUCUCAGACUGUGGAGGAGACCGGUUCGGUCCUGAUUGCUCUCUGCCAUGCCAGUGCUCCAACAGGGCCCGCUGUGAUGGACUGAACGGGCGAUGCCAGUGUCCGCUCACCUGGCUGGGCCCCACCUGCAGUGAAGGUAAACGUAGGACUCUAUUUCUAAACACACACUCACACAAAUUUUAAAGCUAAAGCAAAAUGUGCACACACACACACACACACACAUUCACACACAAAGAGGCUGUAAAGCUGAAGCAGCUUCAGUGAAAUACUGUGUCAUGAAGUGUGAGAGGCUCGGCCCUAUCACUCCAUGUGUCACCCUGUCUCCCUCAAUAGCCGCUCCUGUCUCCUGACAGUUAUUUUAAUCUGCACACAGCGUGUAGCCGGCCUCCAGGCUGUCUUCGUCUUACCUCCUCAAAGCCAAGCACACGGGAGACUACGUACCAGUUACUUCUCUUCCAAAAACCCCAGAACAUUUGCUUUUGAUUUUCAAAUAGUGCUGAUGUCCUCCUCCUUUUUUUUCUCCUUUUCAGCAGUUCUACACCAAACAGCAGCCUCACUGAACUUCUCCGCGUCCCAGAGAAAGAGAAGAGGAGGCCGCAAAACCACAUAACCCAAGCAGAGGUGCAGACUCCUGACUGGACAUUCAAAACAGAGGUCUGACUCGGUGAAAGUCUGCUCUGAUCAUCGGUGAAGAUGAUGAAAGGUGUUUUGUGCGAGUGGAAAGCAGCUGUCAAAAAAACUGGUGCUACAUCACUGGGCCUCGGACUCAAGAUUGUCACCCAGUGGACGUGACGUGAUGUGAGGGGCCUUAAAGGACCGUAAACCUCUGCAUCUUUAUGGAUACACCAACAGCACAAAUACCUGCAUUAUACACAUGUGACUUCUGUGUAUCUGAAGUGAACAUUUUUAUCUGUAGUUUGAGUGAGACUGUAUGUCCCCACUUUUUAUGGUGGAAUUUUGAAAAGGUGUGAAUGGAUCUUGUCACUGGUCAGCUAAUUUUUAUUUUCUUUGAACAACUACGAAUAUCCAGAUUUGUUUGAGUCUUUAUCAAUCUUUAUGCUCAGUGUAGUCAAGCGUGGAGUGAAAGUCCUGUAAGUCAGAUUCAUACGUUUAUGUUGAAAUCAUCCUUUUCUGUUAAAAAAAAAAGCAAACCCAUGCCGUCCAUCAGUAUCUUUCAUUGUAGGAUUAGUUUGAAUCUUACAUUUCUGUUUUAAUUUAGACAUCCAGAAUCUCUAGCAUGCAAAGAUGUUUCAUUUCAUUUUCCAUACACUGGAUGUUUGUGUUUUUGUGGGUCUUUCUUUCCACUCAAAACUGUAUGUUAAGUAGGUACAAGCGUUACGCCCCACCCGAAGGCGGCCCUAUGGGGCUAACAACUAUCCUCAUCUUUCGACCCAUCGAAUUGACAAAACACCUUCAAAAGUUUAACAAGUGAUUUAUUGUGACCAAAUAACAAAAUAAACACAACCUAAACACAAAGAACACACAACACAAAUGAGCGGCAGCAGAGCAGCAGUUCCCCCACCAAAUGCCUCCCCAGACUGCAGGCAGCUCUCAGUCUUUAAAGGCCCAGCACCAGGUGAGUCUGAUUGGCACUCAAGUGAUUUCACCUGGGCAGCUAUGGAGAGUCAAAAGGGGAAAAACACACACAAAACAAACACACAACAAGUAACCCGAAAAUCUUUGUCUGUAUGCCUUAAAUGGUGAAUUUUACAUGCAGAGAAAACCUUCACUCCUGACUGUGACUGCAGAGACAGUCUUCAUGCAGUAAUUAUUGAGUCUUUUAAUUCUUGGAAUACGAUAAUUUGAUCAAAUUAUCGCCGCUUUUAUUUUCACAUUUGCCUUGUAUUCUCUAGACACCACAUUUCACAGGCUCACUUUAACUUAUUUUAUCAUCUGCCUACACCUUCAGUUUACAAAUAACCAUAGAAUAAUUUUAUGUCUGUGAGUUAUUUUGAGAUCUGACUUUAACACGCAGACGCUCAUUUACAAGAUUUUCAAACACUCUCUUUUUACUGGCAUUGAUCAUGGGUGAGCUGGUCAUGAAAUACAGCGAGAGAAACUUGCACACAUUGCACCUCUGUCAGAUGUGUGUUGACUGAGUCAGCAGCUGAUACAGAGUUUGAGCGCAUUAUAGAAAAUUACAGAUUUGAUGUUAACGCUUUCUCUGCCAGAGGAUGUGAUUAUGGCGCCUCUAUCAGAGGUGCAAUCGUCAACAUUUGAUAUCAUUAGGCGUCCUUUGUGUUUGUAUUUUAUCUCAGGUCAGAGUUCAUUUCCUGGCAUUCUUAUGUCAGUGGUGCUAUUAACUUCACCUGGUCUGUAUGAAUUUGAUAAACUGUGUCUUUGUCAUAUUUCAGAUUGUUUU